AUGGAACAUAUUCCAAAGAUUCACCCAGUUACUGCCCUGCCAGGUACCUGAUACAUAUCCUGGAUUUUGCCUGCCAAAUGGUGACUUGACACAAAGUCAGGAUUUAAUUGGCUAGGACAAUCUUCAUUGUGUGGCUGUAUGGCUAUAUAUUUGUUGUACAGGAGGCAGUUAAAAAGACAGAACAACAUCAAAGAUAACAGGUGUAACAGACACCGGGUAACACGAAUCUCCUUCUCUCAGCCAGACUGGAACCAUUAAAGCAUACAAACAUCCAUUCCCCCAGUAACCAGAGGAAACAUAGUUCUGGGAGUCAAUUGAUUUCUUUCAGGCCACACACGGCUUUUAUGCACAGACCCCUACAUGGCGUCUACAACACAAUAAUACAGGGUUUUCAUUCCCGGGUUCCUUUGUGCCUAAGAGAUAAUUGCGUGAGAAAAACAUAUAAUUCAAUUACCUCUCAGGCACAACAAAUCUGUACAAAAUAUACAGUACCCCAAAAGUACCCCCACCAUAACUAGGAACCCCACAAAAGUCAUAUCCCCAGAUAGCCCUGAUCUGAGUGUAUAACAUAUCCAAAUAUCACUCAGAUCGGUUUGGGGAAACGGGAAUGCCACCAGGGUAAAGUUUUGACCGUCCAGACAAGAGGAGAUAGCCCCAAACAGUUCUAGGGAUAUAGGUGUCCCGGUCGGUCUCUGUUCGGGGGUUCCCAUGCAAGGGAUUUUCUUAAUUUCAGGGUAUGAAUGCCCCCCCCCCCUGUUCGGUAGUUCCCAUCUCCUGAACGUCGCUCGCAUAGUUGGUCGGGAAGUAGAACGGGCAGCGGACUAAUCUUUAUCAGGGUUCGUGCAAGUGCCUAACCGAAAAGAGUUCCAGGCACUCGACGACCAAGUGCCACUGCCCAUGUUAGGGAGACAAAAUGGCCACCACUCCUUUGUUGACAUGCAUUUGGUUAUACGAAAUGACGGCCACCCAAGCGAAGCAUUCAUUAAUUACUUCCCUUGUGGUUUCGCUCUUAAGUUGCUGCUGUGAACAUACAGGGGUGGUCCUUGUUUGGGAGAUAAAUUGAGGGUGUUCAUUUACCAUAACUCCCGAACAGAAAAAGGCAAAACAGAAGAAAUUGGUGGUAGGUUCCACCACAAAAGGGAAACCACCAUUCUUAUCAUGCACCCAGAAAGCCACUAGAAUAGUGUAGAUAGAUUGAAAUGAAUGAUUCUCUUACCACUCAUGUACAUGUACUCUGUUGUUAAAUAAAUAUAUUAUAUUUUACGUCACUGGUGUAGGCAUAGAUUAUUAACUUGUUAUAGUAGUCACAAAUUUAAGUGGUACUCAGUUGCACAGAAUCAUAUUCAGUGCCAGUGAACAUGCUGCCUGCCCUAGGGCUUUCACUUCUUUAUCCCUCAGUAAUACAAGCCUGUAGUGUCUUUACAUAUAUUGGGUCAUACUGGCAUCAGUGAUAUGACCCUUCACUCCUGAACUGAUUACUUCCUUGACCCACAAUAAUAAUACUAUCACUGGUGAGUUACUUAAUCAUAGGUAGGAGAUGAUGCUACAACUGAUUCCAUUAAAUUAGGCAAAUCUACUGCAAAUAGAGAUGGACUUAGACAAGGAGGUGAGUGCACAGCAUGUGCAGAAAAUAAUUGACUGCUUCCUGUCCUCUCUAGACUUUCCUCAUAUAAUUUCUCCUGCGACAGACCUAUAGAAAUAUCUGCAGUUACAGGGGAAUGAGCAAUACCAUCACGAGAUUUAUCACCACCGCCAAGAGAGAUUGGGGUCCCAACUUCGGUAUUCUUCUCUGCUUUUCAGUUGUCUCUAUUGGCACCGACAAAGCCUCUGCUGAGCUCAUAAAAACACAUAAAAAACAUAAAACACAGAAGCUGUAACUCGUUAACUAUCUGUGGUAGAAGAUGCUGUACCAGUGGAAGAAGCAGCAGACAUUAUUGCGAAGAUGGUGGUCUUCAUGGGCCCAGCUGACUCUAAUGCUGUAACUACAGAUUUUUGAGACACCAAUUGGAGCAUUAAAAGGCAGAGAAAAUACAUUUGCCUCCUGGGUUAUGAAUUAGUCAACAGACAUGCUAAUCCCAUUAUCCUGAGGCUGAAUACUUCUACUAGUGUUGGUAGUGGAGGGGGUGGUGAUGGCAGUGGUGGCUACAAUUGCAAAGCGUCAGGAGUCCUCAUGGUCAAGUAAGAAGUGUUAAGACCCGGAGAGGUGCCUUGGCACUACUGCUGAUGAUGCAUUCGGGAACACAACAUCCAUUCCUACCAUUGCCAAAUUUAUAUGUGGAUUUGGAGAGUGCAUCUUAUUAUUAUAAUAACUUAAGUAUAUGAAUGUGUAUUGUGUAAACCAACAACUUUAUUUAGGAAAAAUACAUGUUUGUGGAGACAAAUUGGUUGCUGUUUGGUGGAUUUAUCCUACUAAAAUUAUUGUAGAAGAACAAAGUGCACUGUGCGGGGCUUAAGUAUUUAUAAAAGCAAUAGUAAUAAAAGGGGCUUAAGUAUUUAUAAAACCAAUAGUAAUACAGUUGCAGCUACAACACACGUGUAAAUUCCUCCAACUUAACACACAAAUAUGCAGCAAAAGAAGUAAACUAGGUGGAAUACACGCUUAGUAAACCCAGUGGAGCGCUAAUGUUUGAAUAUACACUUACUCCUUUUAUUAAAGGGGAAAAGAUAGAUGUUGAGGAAAUACAGCUGAAGCAAGAUAAAGUGGCAAAAUAUAGUGCAAUAUGUUUGGGAUAAUUGAAGUGGUUUAAGGUGUGUAUACAACGCACUCACAUGGAGCAGAGCCCUAUCCUUGUAGUGUUCUCAUAUCAUUACUUUCUUUAGUUACUGGUAAAUAGCCUUGCACCACAUUUGUAUCACUGUCCUGUGUAUUUUGUUGAUGUUGUUGUGUUCUCUUUUGUUGUUUUUUUUUUCUCUUUCAUUUUCACUGAAAAUUGUUUACACCUUUACCAUAUUUUGCAAAGACUUCUACUGGUGACAUCCCUACUUGGGGUAUGGUGAUUUUCAAAUGCAGUCAAUGUGAGGAUUUUAUAAAAUAUCUAUGUUAAUGAAUUAAUCAUAUUUAUUUAUAUAGUGGCUACCAAGUUAAAGGACCACUAUAGUGCCAGGAAAAAAAACUCGUUUUCCUGGCACCAUAGGGUCUUUAGGUCCCCUUCACCCUCAGGGUUCCACUCUCACCGGGCUGAAGGGGUUAAACUCUUACCUUUCUCCAGCGCCAGGCUCCCUCUUCCGACGUCAGCGGCAAGAGCCAUGCACGCAUUCAAUCAGUCCAUAGGAAAGCAUUUCUCAAUGCUUUCCUAUGGACGUCAGCGUCUUCUCACUGUGAUUUUCAUAGUGAAAAGUGCGGAAGCGCCUCUAGCAGCUGUCAAUGAGACAGCCACUAGAGGCUGGAUUAACCCUAAUGUAAACAUAGUAGUUUCUCUGAAACUGCUAAGUUUUCAGCUGCAGGGUAAACCCUAGAUGGACCUGGCACCCAGACCACUUCAUUGAGCUGAAGUGGUCUGGGUGCCUAUAGUGGUCCUUUAAAUAAAGACACACUAAAAAAACAGUAGCUAAUUUUUCACAGACUAGAUAUAUAUUUCCUUGUGUAAACCAACCACAUAAUGUUUCUGUACUGUUUCUGUUCUAUUUUUCAGGUUCCUCAUCAAGCAGCAGGCAAACGAACGCCUUCCUUAUUUACCUCGUCUUAUUCACAGAUGUAGAUAGCCACAGCUAUAGAAUGGGGACUAUAAAACUCUUAUUUGCACUGGGAGCCUUGAAAGGUGAGAUAUAUAAUCUAUUACUGCAUUAAAAUGUAUUUUCUCUUGCAUUUAAUUGUAAUGGGUGAAUGUGCCUUGUAUUAAUAUGUUGUAGAACAAAUUGAAAUCCCGAUGAAAAAAUAUAUAGAAUGCAAAACGUGUAAAUAGUUAGUUCUUCCGCUGCCAUGUUUUAGAAUUGCUAUUUCAAUUCCCAGUAAAAUAAACUCAGAUUUUCAUUGUUCCAAAGUAUGGCAAUGCAUGGUGGUAGAGACAUAUACCACCAGUGCUGGAUUAAGAGCAUGUUGGGCUUGGUGCUGACGAUUAUAAUGGGCCUAAUUACAGAAUCUUAUACAUGGAACUAAAAUGGCCAGACUUUCCAUGUUUCUUGAAUCUGGCAGAAGUGGUGCUGGAGAGAUGCUUGCAGGCUACAUGCAGGGCCGUCUUUAAUAACGAAUGGACCCUGGGCAAGUGUUUGCUUGGGCCCCCUGGGCCCUGACGCUCUCGCCCCUCACUCCCUGGUAUGCAAUCGCGGCAUCCAUCCCAACGCAGUGGCGGUACUAAAGUAGAAUGAAUUUUAUUGGGACCCCCAAUUGCAAGGUUGGACUAAAGGUAGAACCCCAUCUGUCGUGCAACUCCAACAAUGCUUUGACAGCUGGGACUCUACCAAUUUCCCAUGCUUGCAGGGUUGUAUUUAGCACUGAGCCAUGUUAGUAUGUUUGAAUGUAAGCAUGUGUUUGUAUGGAGUAUGUUUGUGUGAAUGUGUUUGUAUGUGGUACUGGAGUUUGAAUGCAAGUGUGCAUUUAUGUGUAGUGUUUGUUUUUGAAUGUAGGAGUGUGCUUGUAUGUAGUGUUGACGUUUCAAUGCAGGAGUGUGUUUUAUAUGUAGUGUUGAAGUUUGAAUGGAGGGGUGUAUUUGUAUUUAAAGUUGCGGCUCAGAUGCACAGGUACACACUCUGACGCACAAGCAGAUACACAGAUACAUACACUGACCACAUACAGAUAAACAGGCACAUACACUGACAGACACACUGACACAGGUACAUAUAUUGACACACACACAGACACAUACACUGGUAGACGUACUGACAGACAUACUGACACAGGCACAUAUACAGACAUACUGACACACAGACACAUAUACCCACAUACUGACACACACACACACAGACACAUACACUGAUCAACAUACUGACACACAUACACUGACAGAAAUACUGACACCCACACACUGACAGAUAUACUGACACCCACAUACACUGAGAAAUACUGACACACACACACAGGCACAUACACUGACACACACAGACUGAUAUACUAACACACACACACACAGACAUACUGGCACACAGACAGAUAUACUGACACAUGCAUACACAUGCACUAACAGACAUACUGACGCACUGACAGACAUACUGACAUACACAGAUAUACACACAUAUAUACUGACACACAGACAGACAGACAUACUGACACACACACACACACACUAACACACACAUACACUAACACACACAUACACUAACACACACAUACACUAACACACUAACACACACACUAACACACACACUAACACACACACACAUACACACACACAAACACACAUACACUAACACACACUAACACACAUACACUAACACACACUAACACACAUACACUAACACACAAACACAAACACACAUAAACACACACACACACUAACACACAUACACUAACACACACAUACAUACACUAACACACACACACUAACACACACAUACAUACACUAACACACACAUACAUACACUAACACACACUAACACACACAUACACACACACAAACACUAACACACAAACACACAUCCACAAACACACACAUUAACACACAAACACACAAACACAUACACUCACACAUACACACAUUUUUUUUUAAAAUGUAAUCCCCCCAGCCUCCUUACCUUUUGGAGUGCUGGGGGGAUUUCCUGGGGUCCAGUGGUGCUGCUGGGCGGGUGGCCGGUCGGGCAGGAAGGCGGGCGCGCGAGAGAGCACUCACUGCUUCCUCUUCAGCUCCCUCGCGCGCCGCGUAGGGAUGUCGGCGCCGGAAGAUGACGUCAUCUUCCGGCUCCGGCAUCAGUGCGGUGCGCGAGGGAGCUGAGAGAAGCAGUGAGUGCUCUCUCGCGCGCCCGCCUUCCUGCACGCCACCCCCCACCGGGGUCAGCGGGGCCCACGGGGCAGGUGCCUCGGGCCUCCAAAGAGAAACUGGGCCCGGGGCAGCUGCCCCGUUUGCCCCGCGUUAAAGACGGCCCUGGCUACAUGUUAAGUCUACAUACCCUAUGUCAAUCUCUCUCUUCCAUCUAUCAACCCAUUCUAUCUGUCCAUCUUACGUGCCCCACAGGUCUCAUCUAUUCUCUCUCACUUAUGACUCUGCCUUUUAAUUCUUUCUCCUCUCCUUCCCGUCAUGCUAGUAGGCAGAAGCUUGCUUGUUGUAUGCAGUCGGAGAGAGAGAAAGAGGUGGUUGUAGUGAGUGUAGCAGAAAAAGGGGACAUGCCCCACCGCCACAUAAUGACAGUGAUGCUGGGCUGUGAGAGAGUUAGAAGUAGCAAAAGCAAAAUUAUUUGCUCCUCUGCAUACCUCUUAAGUUACCUUUAUCCAUUCCCUCUGCAAAUGUGUGUGUGUAUAUAUAUAUGUAUAUAUAUAUACAUAUAUAUAUACACACACACACAUUUGCAGAGGGAAUGGAUAAUGGUAACUAUACAUAUAUAUAUAUAUAUAUACACACACACACACACACACACACAUUUGCAGAGGGAAUGGAUAAUGGUAACUUAAGAGGUAUGCAGAGGAGCAAAUAAUUUUGCUACUAUAUAUAUAUAUAUAUAUAUAUAUAUAUAUAUCAAUGUAUUAGGUUUAAUGGCCUGUUUGAAUGGGGUGCUGCAGAAUUAUAACAUAAUAAUUAUAGCAUUGAAUUCUGAACCUGAGACAAUGACCCCAUUUGCUCAGCACCUUGCUAACAAACUAAGGCAAGCGCCAAGUGUAUAAUUUCUUAUCGUUCAUACCACAUUCCAUUCUUCUAAGGUUGAUAACUGAUUAACAUCAAACUUUCAGGGCAUAGCUGGAUCUAGUGAACACCGCAUGGACCUUUUUAGUUAACUAGCCAUCUGACUAUAAGGCUCAACUGUUUUCCUACUGUAGUUCAGCUUGUAAAAAUAAAAGCAAGCUUGGCAAUAUAAAUCUCUUCAUUUCUGGUGUUGUAUUUUCCACAAAAUGCAAUGUUGUUUUGGUUGUGAUUACUAUUAAUUUUAUUGAAUAUUGAAUUUUAUUAAAUAAUCUAAUGUAUAUAUACAAAUGCCAGUAACAGCUCUGAAAAUGCAACAGUGACAUGUUCCUGAAAUUAAGAAAGGCUGUAGAUUUCUUAAAGCGUCACUACAGUCACCAAAACAACUUUAGCUUAAUGAAGCAGUUCUGGUGUAUAGAUCAUGCUCCUGCAGUCUCAUUGCUCAAUUAUCUGCCAUUUAGGAGUUAAAUCACUUUGUUUAUCACUGCAUGUGAUUGACCCAGCCUUCCUUAACACUUCCUGUAAAGUGAGAUCUAAUGUUUAUACUUCCUUUAUUAUACAGUCUGUUUAAUUUAGAAUUUCUUAUCUCCUGCACUAUUACUAUCUUACUAGACCUUGCAGGAGCUUCCUCUGUGUGAUUAAAGUUCAGUUUACAGAGCAAGAGAUAAAAACUUCUAAAAUCUGAUUGAAAAUUAAAAAGAAUUUUCAUGCAGGCUGUGUGAGUCACAGCCAGAGUAGAUGUAGCUAGGGCUGCAUGGACAGAGGCAAAUAUGGUUUAACUCAUAAAUGGCAGAGAGUUAUGCAAUGAGACAUCAGAGGCAUGAAGUUGUUUUUUUCGUGGCUAGAGUGUCCCUUUAACCUCUUAAGGAUGCUGGAUGGAAAUUUUCCAUCAUUGCAGUCCUCCCCUUAAGGACGCAGAAAUCUCCUCUCUUCUUUAAGAAAUGGUAAGCCUUUGUGGGGUAGUUGGAAUAAUCAACCUACUUAAAAAACUCCAAAGUGGGGUAUGGACCCAUUGUUAAAAUUCAAAGUUUGAAAAAAACUUAAAUGGCUGUGUCUCAAAUGUGCCCUUCAACGUCCACAUAUACCUAACAAAGGUACAUAUCGGGGUAUUAAUGUGCUUAGACGACAUAGCUAAGCAACAUAUGAAGUAUUAUAAAGCCGUAGCACACAUAAGGUUUGCUAAAUACACAGUACAAACUCAGUGUGUGUCAAGCUAGCGGAAAAAUGAUCCAGCGCUAAGGUUCAAAAUAUGCCUUUUGAAAUACCCUUGAUUGUCUUCUUUAAGAAAUAGUAUAUCUUUUAAGGGUAGUUGGAAUAAGCAGCCUGCUAAAAUAUUUCAAAAUAGAACACGAACCCAUCAAACCAUCUAGGAAAAUGCACACUUAAAAAUCUGAAAUUGACAGGUCUCUGUUACAGCACUGUAACUUCACAAAAUAGUGUCUAGGUCAUACACUGGGCAUAUUAUUUUACUCAGAAGAGGUAACUAGGCAUACUUAGAGGGAUUUUAUGACAGUGACACUUAUCAAAUGUACAAAAUAACCAGCAAAAUUGCAACAUAUAUGUACAAAAUAAAAAAAAUAUUCUCACCACAAAAUUUGAAUUAAAUUGACGGAAAAAAUGGUGGCACGUUAAUCUAUAAUAUAUGCCUAAUAAGAUACCCUGGAGUGUCUGCUUCCUCAAAUGGAAGGCCAUUGUGGAGUUAUUUGAACAGUCAAACUACUAUAAUGCCACAAAAUCAGACAUCUAUAAAAAUUCUACAUAUAGAAACUAAAAUAGCAUGGUCUCCUAUCUGGCAUUGUAGCUUCACAGAUUAGUGGCAUAGGCAUACAAUAGGGGUAUUAUUGUACUCGGCAGAUGUAGCUGAACACAAUAUGGGUUCUGUGGGUAUCUGUACAGGAUUAGCACACACCAGCUUUACAAAAUACACAUUGCAAAAACUGUGUUAUAUCUGUAUUUGUGUUAAGGGCUCAUGAUAGUACAGAAGAUACAAACACUGAUAAGUGUGGGAUAGUGUGAAAGAGCAAGUCGGUUGUGGUGUGCCGGAACCGACGAUGAGGUAGGCCUGCAAAUAAAGAGGGCCCACCAAUAAGAAAUGUAUGAGAAAAAGGAGUUAAUAAAAGAGGAGUGGGUGGGAGGGUGAUGCAGCGCUGACCUCGAACGGUAUGGAGCCAGGUAAGGGGUGUCCCUUAAGUAGGGAGAAGGUGAGUCAUACGCCCCUCCCACAAUUACAGGCCAAAAGGCCUUAAUACUUGUGUUAAGGGCUCAUGAUAGUACAGAAGAUACAAACACUGAUAAGUGUGGGAUAGUGUGAAAGAGCAAGUCGGUUGUGGUGUGCCGGAACCGACGAUGAGGUAGGCCUGCAAAUAAAGAGGGCAAAAGUAGAAAAUAUACUUUAUUACGAAACGAGCAAUAUACAUACUUCAACCAGACAUAUCUUGAAAGGCAUUUCUAACUUCUUGUACCGGGUUAGGUAUGUAUCUAGAGUAUGCAGAAGACUUCCAGCGCCCUAGUGACUUGAUAACAUGUACUGGAAUGUUUGCACUGGACGCUGUGGAGGCCGCCCCUAUGCGGAAGGAGUGGCCCGAAUAGUUAGCUGAUUUUAGGCCUAGUUGUGUAAGUAGGGACCUGACGUGGGUCAUGAAGGUGGUGGUAGUGAGUACCGAACCUUGUAGACAGAAAAGUGGUUGAGAUGGUGAUGCUUUGAAAUGCUGAGUAUAGGUGUCCAGUAAUGUGACGGGGCACCACACGUUGUGGGUAGGAUAGUAUCUAACCUCUACCGGGGGUGCGUGUUGAUUGGUUUUGGAGUGAUGCAGAGCUAAAAUAUAGUAAUCCAUGUGUUUCGUUAAGUGUGAAUGAAGCAGAAUGUGAGUGGACUGGGAUGUGUUGAUGGCGGUAAAUUCUCUUGGUCUCAAGAAACCAUAAAAAGCUACGUAUAUGGCGGUUUUUAUAACAAGGUUUGUGUUGUUCGCAAAGGGUUUUGAAUCUAGUAGGCUGGAUAAAUCCUUGAAGAUAUUGAAGUCUAUAGGUAGCCUUUGCGCGGUACGUGGGGGUUCGGAUCUCUGGAUACCUCUAAGGAUGUUUUUAUCUGGUAGGAGGACAUGAAACUUGUGUUGUUUGGUUGUAAUGUUAGCAUGUGAUGUUGUAUGCCUGUCAGAUAUAGCUUGAUUGUGUUGUAAGAUAAUUUAAGUUUGAGGUGGCAAAAAGAAGCAAAACCUAACAAAGAUGUCAUGAUGAAAGGUUGUGUGACGUUGUGCAGUGACAGGAAUCUUUUAAAUAGAAGGAAAGCCCUGUCAUAUGUUCUCCGGGUAUUGGUGGACAGUGCUAAUUGUGCCAAUGUCCUGCUAUGUUGCAUAAUAGCUUCUAGUCCAUAACUAGCUGGUGGAAAGGUGGAGUGGUCGUGGCUGUACGUGCGGCUGACGGAAGUAUUUGCCGAAAAGCCUGAAAAUUGAAACGAGACAAAUUGUCAGCAGCCGUGUUACAAACACCUGGGACAUGGACACAAAACAAGAAGAAAUUAUGGCAUGCAGCCAGCCAGGUGAGUUUCCUCAAGAACCUCAUAAUGGUCAGUGACUUGGAUCGGCCUUUGUUUAUGAUGUGGCAGGUAGCUUGGUUGUCUGAGUGGCAACGUACUGACGAACCUGCCCAUAGAUGCCCCUAUGUCACGGCAGCUGCCACAAUGGGAUACAUCUCAAAUAGAGCUGAGGUAGUGGAAAACCUUCCAGGUCCUGUACCUCUGGAGGCCAGCUACCCCAAAGCCAUUCAUUCCCGUAAAUUGCUGCAAAACCUGUGGUAGACGCCGCGUCUGACCAGAUGGUAGGUGAGGAGUCAGACAAUUUAGGGAGAAACAUGCUUUUCCCAUUCCAGGUGGUCAAAAAGUUUCUCCAUAUAAGUAGGUCUGCCGUGGCUUGGGUAUCCAGUGGUAACCUGUGUGCAUCAUGUCUAAACAGUGGGAACAUGGUUAGGAGCCGUGAGAUGAAAGCCCGGCCUUGAGGUAUAAUGCGCAUGGCAAAGUUCAGUGACCCAAGUAGAGACUGCAAUUCUUUGCGAUUGCAAGUACCGAGGUGUAUGUAGAGGUUAAUGUUGGUGAGAAUGUUCUCUAUCUUGGUGCGUGGCAGGCUGGCUUGCAUGGUGGCUGAGUCUAGCAUGAUUCCCAGAAAGGUGAUGACUGUAUCUGGUCCUUCAGUUUUGGUGGGGGAGACUGGAACACCCACCUGUUUAAAAAGACUGAUGGUUUCUAUGAGGCUACUGGGAGGGGAAGUGUUCUCUUCGAUCAGUAAGAAAUCCUCCAGGUAGUGUAUAACUGUAGGGCAUCUGGCUACAUUUAAUAAUAACCAGCAUAAUGUUUCGGCGAAUACGUCGAAAAUGGCCGGACUACUUUUUGAACCAAACGUUAGGCGUGAGAAAAAGUAGUAGUGCCCGGCCCACUUAAUGCCAUGCAGGUGCCAUAGUGUAGGGUGGAUAGGCAAUAAUUUGAAGGCAUUUGUAAUGUCAGUCUUGCUGAGCCAUGCUCCGACCCCUGCCAGCAUGAUAGCUGUAAUGGCGUGAUCUAUGGUGGAGUAUUGAAGUGAAAAUUCCUCAGAGGGGAUAAGGGAGUUCAGACUAGGUGAGGCAGAGGUGUGAGGUGCAGACAGAUCGAUGAUAAAUCUUUGUUUGUGGGAAGAUUUCCCUGUGACAAUACCGAUGGGGUUUGUCCGCCAUGUGGAAAAAGGAGGGGACUGAAAGGGUCCCAAUAGGAAGCCCUCUGCCACUUCUUUGGCUAGGGGUGUGCUAACCGCUGUAGGGUUUUGUUGUGCAGAUUGUAAAUUAGGACAUUCAAGGAUUCCUGAAGGCAUGUGUAUGAGACCAGUAUGGAAUCCUUGUGAUAGAUCAGUGAUGAUGAAGUCUACCAAAUGUCUAGAUGGAUGUUGUGACAGUAAUGCCGUGAGUACAGAAAUAUUUAUCUCAGUUAAGUAUUGCUUAGGGUACAUUUUAUUUGGACACAUGGUUUUCGCAUGUGCCCUAAAACAUUUUGAACAUAUAUGCAAUAACCGACAACCGCUGUAAUUACAUGCACCGACAUUGAAAUUAUUACAUAUUUGGGACUUCCCCAAAAACUUGAUAGGUCGACCCAGUUUGUCUUUGGGUGUUCUCUCUGCUGACACAGCGGAGCUAGUGCCCUGCGAGGUGGUAGGUUCGUUCGCAGUGGUCGGACAAAAAUUGGCAGUAUGAGCCAUGGAGGAGCAGUGUGCACAGGCCGGUGCUCUUAGACCUGCAAAGUGCCUGCAAAAAAUGAUCGUAUCAAUCUUACUCCAGUUGGACCUUGUCCCGUACUGUGAGAAGGCGCCAGACACUUUGGCAGAAAAGGAUCUAUGGUAGUCAUAGAAAGCUGACCCACCAUAUUUGUUGCCCAGAUCAACCAGCCUGUGCAUAUAUAAGUCAAACUCCUCACGUCUGUGGGGAUAUACCGUACAGAUCACAUCCCGAUAAAUGCCAAAAGCUAAUACAAAUUCUGGAAUGGUUAGCUUCCUAUUUAAUCGUGCAUCCCUAGAUUUGACCACCACAGAAAUAUCGUCAUAAGCGUAGGUCUUAUGUUCCACUAUAUCCUGGGAGGCAAUUAGUAGUGAGGCCAGAUUGACAUCUUUACCUUCCAGGAUAUCUCUCCUGAGGUGCUCAGGAAUCAUGUGUGCAGGGUAAACCUCUUGGUCAUCCGAGGUGAUAGCUGGAGAAACUGAUUGCGAUUCCACCACUGAUGGGGGAAUUGCCGUGGCCGGUCCAGCCAUAGUGAGGGCUGUAGUGACCGAUUCAAGUUUCUCCAGCCUAGAAUUGACCUUGCUCAUGGAUGCCAUGAGGGACGUGAGCAUGUCAUGUAUGUUUCCUGGGUUGGACUGGCUCGACCCUUCCCCAGCGUCCAUGUUAUCGGUUGAGGUGUGUAGUAAUUUGUAAAGUUCCGCUUUCCUUGCUGUUGCUGGAAAAGGGAUUUGUCGUCUCCUGAGUUCGCUAGUGAUGCGAGGGAUAGUCCGUGAUCUGAAAGAUGCUGGACUAGCCGUAUCUUCCUCCUGUGAUGGGGUGUUUGUUCUAGCCGGAGUCCUUGGGAUGGAGAAAUCCUCUACCCCUUCUUGAGACAUACUAGAUUACAAAGUAUAUGGUUAGCGUAAAAACCCCCAGGGGAUGUACUGGCAGGCUAAUUAUGCCGGAUGAGGUGAAAAAAUUAAUCUUGUUCUUUGGUGACAGGUGAGGCCCUGCUAGUUGCCAAGUGGCUAUGAGAGGCUCUAUCUAUGCGUUGGCGCGAGGGGUUAUUUGAGGCCACCCGACGUAGUGGCAGGAGUUCGUAGGCCUCUCGGUGACAAUACAAGAAAACAGGGGAAGGGAGUGACAGGUGGCACCCUCUCUAUAAUUGCGAGGCGGCUAACUCACGUGUGGCCCGGGGGGCAUUACCUCCGAAACGUUGAGGCGGGGUGUUGGCCUCGCGGACCACUAAACGAUAGGCAGAAUGCCCGGAGGGGGGAUACCUAUUUGGGCCUAUAACCCCUAAAAUUUGCCAGUACUCUAUGUCCUAAGUAGAGAAGGAACCAUAUGUGAUGUAUGGCGUGAGCAGGCUUAACGUACCUGGUAGUAUGUAUGAGUUUGAUAAGCGAUAGGUAAAGAAAACUGGAAAAAACCUAAAGGGAUAGAAAACCAGAUAUGAUAGUGUGAGAAUUGGAUCCUAUGAUACCAAUUUAGACUAGUUAGCUGUGAUGAGUGCUAGCAGUACAUAUGGAAGGGGAAUUUAUGAAUGGUAUUGGCCCGACUGGCCCUGUUAUGUGGUAUGGUAACCAUGCUCAGGCAGGGUGUGUAUGAUAUGUCUCUAUGGUGACAAGAUUAAUGCGUAUGAUUUAGUAAUGCUAGUGUUUGUAGUAUAAUAAGGUGCAGGAUUUAAAACAAUACUGUAUAUUUUAGGCCGUAAACGUAAGCCAUGAAAAGAGGUAAGUACGAGGUACAGAAAUAUUUGAGAAAUUAUCCCAAAUUAGGAAAACAACGUGACGUAUGAGUGGUUGAAUCAAGACGUGUGAUUCAACCCGAAAGUUUGUGAGAUUUUUUGAGACCGUGUUCUUGUGUACUUGGUAUGUCGUUUGAGUACACAAAGAAAAAGUCAGAAUAUAUAAGUGCCAUGUAAGAAACGUGAGUACAUGGUAUGAUAGAAACGUAAUUUCUAAACAUAAUUUAUAACCUAAAUCCUACAUGAAAUAUCUGAAAAAAUGUAAAAGCUUGUUUAAGCAUAACUCCAUAAAUAUAUGUAUAUAACAUGAAGAAUUUCAAUAAAACUUAAUAAUGCCAUAUCUGCUAAUAGAUUGAAACCAUAACCUAAUAAAUACUUAUUUAUAAGUAGUUAACAGGGGUAUUGCCCCAGUCAUAUGCAAGGAUUUCGUAAUUUGCAUAAAUAAAUAACAGUAAUAACAUGAAACCAACUAUAGCUACUGAUAUUGCAGAACAAGUUUGCUUAGUACAAGAAACCGAAACCGACAUGCCUGCCGGCAGAAAAGGGGUUAAUAUGCCUGUAACUUGGCCGUAAAGCGUGUGGCCGUAAAGUAAGGCCGUUUUAAAAUUGCGACACCGUGGGAAAUGAUCCGGGCGACGGACUUACGAUUUUGCAGUCCUGUGGACUUAAUCUGCGACGAAACACCGGGUAUGUGCGUGGCUGACACGGGCGGAAAACCUGUAAGGAUUCCUGGACACAGCUACACCAAACGAAACCGCGGAUUUUUUGAAAAGCAAGAUGGCGCCGUACGUGAACCGGAAGUGGAUUCUCAUGCAGCGCUGACCUCAAACGGUAUGGAGCCAGGUAAGGGGUGUCCCUUAAGUAGGGAGAAGGUGAGUCAUACGCCCCUCCCACAAUUACAGGCCAAAAGGCCUUAAUACAUGCCAGAGAUUGGCAGUGAAAUGGCUACGUAAAAGGUGUCAAAAUAACCUUUGGUAAAUAGCCUGUGAUGUCUACUUUAUAUAAAUAUAUACUUUUGUGUGGCAAUUUUGUUUUCUGUGAUGGGUAUUAAACUUCCAAGACAAACAUACAAACUUCUCAAAUAGUUUCACAUUGAAAUGUUAUUUUAACAAAAUAAACUGAAAUCCUACACAUAUUAUGUACUCUAAAUCAAGACACAUAAAUGAAUUAAUUUUGAAUUACAUUUCCUAAGCUAGAUGUAUUAUGCACACGUUAUUAUUGCCAAAACUUGGGGGGUAAUGCAUUUUGUUUGUUUGUUUUUUUCCAUUCACAAAACAAUUUGUAAUAAAUGAGAAUUUAUAUAUGUUCACAUCAAAUUAAAGCCCUUUUUGUCGUCUGAAAAACUGUAUUUAACCCCUUAACGCCAUUACGGCGUUCUAUGCCGUCCGGCAUUAAAAGGGCAUUAAAGCCGUUGCGGCUCAGCCGCGAUCCUCUUCUGGAGGGCUGCCUGACAUCACAUGGCCCCCUAUAGCUGGCUGUGCAUCUGCCAGCAGGGGGACUAUCUGAAAUGUCAGACAGUUCCCCUGCUGGUGGGAAAGUAAAAAAAAAAAAAAAGAAUUAAACAUGUGUAAAAUUUAAAUAGAAAUGUAUUUAUAUAUAUAUAAUAUAUGUAUAUAUAUUAUACAUAUAUAAUAUAUAUACAUAUAUAUAUAUGAAACGUCAUACAAAGUGUAUUUUAAUAUUAAUAUAAGUACAUAUAUUAGUAUUAAAAUACACUUAGAAUGACGUUACAUAUAUAUAUAUAAUAUGUAUAUAUUAUAUAUAUAUAUAUAAUAGAUAUAUACACAUAUAUUAUAUAUAUAUAUAUAUAUAUAUAUAUAUAUAUAUAUAUAUAUAUAUAUAUAUAUAUAUACGUAUAAUUACAAUAAUAAAUAAAAUAAUAAAAUUAGUAAAUAAAAUAUUGAAACAAAAUUUUAUAUAAAUUAUAUAUUCAUAUGUAAUUUCAUUCUAACUGUAUUUUGUUAUUAAUAUAUAUAUAUAUUGGUAACAAAAAAACACUUAGAAUGACAUUCUAUAUAUAUAUAUAUCUAUAUAUAAAAUACAAAUAACCGCAAAUAUAUAUAUAUAUAUAUAUAUAUAUAUAUAUAUAUAUAUAUAUAUAGAUAAAUACAUAUAAUUACAUAAAAGAUUACAUUAGUAUACACGUAGAAUUUAAAUACAUAUAAAUGCAUAUAUAUUAAAAUUCUACAUGUAUAUUUAAGUAAUCUUUUAACAUAAUUAUGUGAUUUGAUUAAUUAAAAUGUGAUUGACAUGCCUGACAACACAGGGAGAAAGUGCAGAGAAUUUAAUUUGCAAGCACUAUAUUUGACCCUGUAACUCUCCAAGACACCAUAAAACCUGUACAUAGGGGGUACUGUUUUACUCGGGAGCCUUUGCUGAACUCAAAUAUUAGUGUUUCAAACUGGUAAAUUGUAUUACAACGAUUAUAUUUUAAGGAAAAGUUACGUUUGCCUUUUUUACAAACAAACGGCACUUUUAUGGACUAUAUUAUUGUUGUAAUAUGUUUUACUGUUUUAAAACACUAAUAUUUGUGUUUAGUGAAGUCUCCCGAGAAUAACAGUACCUCCCAUGUAGAGGUUUUAUGGUGUUUUGGAAAGUUAGAGAGUCACAUAGAAGGCUUGCAUUUAAUUUUUUUGACAUUGAAAUUUGCCAGAUUGGUUAUGUUGCCUUUGAGAGCGUAUGGUAGCCCAGGAAUGAGAAUUACCCCCAUGAUGGUAUACCAUUUGCAAAAAAAGACAACUCCAGGUAUUGCAAGUGGGGUAUGUCCAGUCUUUCUGAGUAGCCACUUAGUCACAAACACUGGCCAAAUAUUAUUUUUUUGCUUUUUUUUUACACAAAAACAAAUAUGAACGCUAACUUUGGCCAGUGUUUGUGAAUAAGUGGCUACUAAAAAAGACUAAAGAUACCCCACUUUCAAUACCUUGGGUUGUCUACUUUUUCAAAUGGUAUGCCAUUAUGGGGGUAAUUCUCAUUCCUGGGCUACCACACCAUCUCAAAGGUAACAUUACUAAUCUGGCAAAUUUCAAUAUGAAAAUGGAACGUUCUAUAUGUGACCCUGUAACUUUCCAAAACACCAUAAAACCUGUUAAUGGGGGGUACUGUUGUACUCAUGAGACAUAGCUGAUUACAAAUAUGUGCAUUUGUUUGUAGUAAAACCUAACAGUAUUAUGACAUUCACAGCUAAAAUGUCAGACGGAAAUAUAAAUGUAAAAAAAAAAUCUUAUUUUCUCACAGUUUUUUAAAUUUUAUUAAUAAUAAAUUAGGUUCCAUAUAUGAAUAGUUAAUGAUAAAUUAAAGCCCUGUUUCUCCUGAACAAAAUGAUAUAUAAUAAGUGUGAGUGCACUUAAUGUGACAGCGGUGAAUUACGGUUGAACAGACAUAAAGCGCAAAUUCCAGUUUUGGUUUAUGUUUUGUUUUGAUCAGAACGUGCACUAUUGACUCUGUCCUGAAGGGGUUAAUAUGCGUUGGUACAAUAAAUGACAGAGAUGCAAACUGCAGUUGAACACAAACAGCAAAAAAUUCAAAAAUUGCUUGCAUCCUUAAGGGUAAGACAAGUUUCUGAAGCUGUGUCCUUAAGGAGUUAAACUUCACCUUUUGAGACAUAAUACAUAUCUACAUCUAAAACUGUGGGUGGGAUGAUAUAGCUCAGCUAUUAUUUCAAUGAACAUCUGUCCAUCAGAAGUUUAUGGCACAAGUAGUUUAACACCGGCGUCACCCCAAUAAGAAGUUCCAGUUAUCACAUGUGGAACUACACGGUACAGUCAGCAAAUCGCAUAAUGUAUGUUUUAAAGAGCUGAGGGUUGGCUUGGCUUGGCUUGGCUCUGCUUGGCUUGUCUUAGAACUACAGCUUUUUGUUACAAGGCUCUCAGAUCUGAGAGUGAAAUUGUCCAAAGUUUUGCUGGUGCUUUUUUUAAAUCAAAAAAUACAAAUGACUCACUUCUAAAUUAGAAUUUAAAUGCAGGUUUAUGCUGAUGUGCUUAAGCAGUCUUAUGUCACCUCUUUUACGAUCUUGUACAGUUUAGUCUGCCAUGUAGGAAUGCGCAUGUGGAUAACCAGCUUCCAGUCAAAGUCCAACUAAGUUAAAUAAAAAGUAAAAAUACCUUUUUCUGUCCAACUGCAGAAAAGCUGUGAGUAUCAGGGAGGGUAAGGAGCGCAUCGUCAUUUAGAUAGGGUACUGGAUAGACAUCAAGACACAUUUUUUUUAACAUAUUUCUGAAUAGUGCUCUGUACAGGAAAUUGCACUUUUGUUAUCCCUUCAUAUGCUAGCUAUGCGUCCAGUGUAUGUAUGAGUUAACGCAUUAUUAUUUCUUUUUUCUUUAAAUGUUUAUAUGGAAAGUAGAUAGAUCAAGUAUUUUUUGUUUUAGCGGUUUUCUUAUCUUGUUGUUUUCUGUGUUUCAGUGGUUCUUAUGCAAAACAUCCAUGUAUCGCAAACACCUAAAGUAGUGACAGAAAAUGGCAGCACAGUCACUUUGCAAUGUGGCUACACCCUCAGAAAUACAGAUAUGCCAAAAUAUGGGUGGUACAGUUGGAGCAGACAUAUGAUAUCUGGACAAGAGGUAUCUAAUGUCAGUGAGUAUUUCUCAGGCAGAGUGUCCAAAGUCAGUCCUGUUGAUUUCAUUAGCAAAAGAGUAGCAGAUAUUCACCUGCACAGAGUGGUUGUUUCGGACACAGGCGUAUAUUUUUGUGAAAUUUAUCUACAUACCAUCAACAUUAUGAUAACAGGUCAAGGACAUGGAACAUUCCUGCUUGUGACAGGUAAGAUAAAUAAAGAUAAAUAAAUCAAUGAUUUUCACUUAAUCCAGUGCUUUGCUAAUCGUCCAUUAGAAAGCAUUAGCUCAUAGUCUAUAUUUAUUUACAUAUAAAAAAAUAUUGAAGGAUAGCACUCCAAGGACUUAAUAUAAAAUGUAACUUUUAUUACCUUCUAAAUAAAAACGGUCAACGUUUCAGCUUGAUCCCCUCACGCUUUCAAGCCUGAAGGGAUCAAGCUGAAACGUCCUUGGAGUGCUAUCCUUGAAAAAAAUUUGUGUUUUUGUCUGGACAAGCACCGGGCGUGAUAUUCGUUGUUUGAGUGGAGUGCAAGAUUUGUUACUAUUUCUUAUUUACAUAUAUAUAUAUAUAUAUAUAAUUUUUUUUUGACUAUUUUUAUUGCGUUUCAAAGAAAACAAAUAAACAUAGACCAUACAAUGUUAGCAAUAUAACAACUCAAUUAGGAUAGAGGAACAUGUAUAUAUCUGCCUGAAUAAAAAUUAAAAGCUAAAAGUGGGUACAAAUAAAAGGGGGUGGCAGGGAGAGAAGCAAUUGAUACUGGUGGCAUAUAUAACAGGCAUGAUUGGUUCUUACAACCUAUGAAAUAGCAUAAUAUCUGAACAAUAAUCUGAAAAUACAGCACCUAAAUUAGCCUCCGUUGUUUUUUUAAUGAACUUGUAGGUUUAGUCAGCUCUCACGACAACCUCAUCUUCCCCACAUCGAAGGAGUCUUGACCCCACAGAAACUCAUCCCACUGAUUCUGUUUUUUUACCAUGGCCUUGUUCUGGUGUAUUUGGCAGUGUCCAUAAGCUAAAAUGAGGGAUAUUUGCUGGGUCAGAUCCUGGUACGUAGGAAUAUUGGGGGGACUUUCACGCUCAAGCAAUAAAUGUGGUUCAAUGCUGCUCUAUUUCCCCUGUGAUCUGCUUACAUGAUAUUUUAAUACACAUGCGCUAGACGCACUGACGUCAUACAUUCCCGUGGGAUACGCGAUGACGUCAGAUGCAAUUACAGACGCUAGAUACGGAAACUGUCUUUCAUGCACAUGGGAUGCAGCGAAGGAAUUGAAAGGGUAUUGCAAUUCUUCCACAGCUGUUUUUAUUUAGGUAUCUAAAUUUAAUUUGGUAGUGGGUAUAAAUUUAGGAAUAGAUGCCAUUUAACUCUAAGAUCCCCCUGACGAAGGCUGAAAAUUGGGGAGUGAGAGAGUCUCGAGCUUUGGGUUAGUAUAUCCCUUAUGCUUAUUUGUAUUGGAUUAUUAGUGAGAACUUUAGUGCCUGGGUAGCUAUUUAUUUGGUGCAUUCUCGGCAUGUAUGCACUUUAUUUUCUUUGGAGUAUUUCAUCUUGUAUUUUGAAUAAAUAUUUUUCUAUGCAAUUCCAUAAGAUGUGCCUUGAGUUUAUUUUUCCUCAAAUGGAUCUGACCUUGAUCCAGAUAGAAGUACAGUAGUCGUUGGAUUUGUAUAUAAAGCUUUAUAAGCUUUUAUAAAUCCAAUUGGUAUUCCAUAUUUCAUUAAUGUUUGAAACAAAAAUCCCAAUGUAAGCGGUCAAAUACCUUCUCAGCAUCAAGUGACAUGAGAAAAAAAAAGAUAAAAAACUUUUAAAGUAAGUUAACAUCUGAUUGAAAAUGAAAUCAAUUUGUUGUCAUGCAGGCUGUGUCAGUCACAGCCAGUUGAGGUGUGGCAAUGGCUGCAUAAAGAGAAACUAAAGUGAUCUAACUCAUAAAUGGCAGAUAAUUGAGCAGUGAAAAUUCAGAGGAAUGAUCUAUACACAAAACUGCUUUAUUUAAGCUAAAGUUGUUUUAGUGACUAGUUUCCAUUUAAGUUCUUUUCCCGUUUAACAAUUGACUUGGGUCUAAUUUAUCCCCUUAUGGAUAAGAUUAAUUAAGAAUAGUUUGCAGUGAGUUUAUAAUAAUAUUUUUGUUCUAUUAUCUUUGUUAACGGUUGUAGUGGUUUGAAAGAACAUCAUGGUUUAAAUAUUUCAUUCAAAACGGAAGAAAUUCUCAUAUAACUCAAAAAUGCUCAAUUUGCUAUCUGGGGCUUGUGCUGAAUAGAAUGGAGAGGGGGGUCUUUGUAUAAAUUGUCUGUACCAAUAAAGCAUUUGUGUUGUACUCCCAGAGCUGUGUGUCGUCCAGUUACUGAGGGAAUGGGUAUCUUUCGGCUAUAAGUUGUUCCAGAGUGGCUGAGGGAAGGAAUUAGUGGAGGUAACCGGUCAGGUUACCUGGGGUCCACUACAGUUGGUAAUAUAGCAUCAAAAUGUAGUAUUUUCUAAAUGGAGAAUGAUGUAUAAUUUUAAUGCUGCAUACGUUUUUGAGUAGUUUAUUUAAACUAUAUGAUUGUAUCAUGUUUCCCUUUUUUGUCUUCUACGAAUUACAUUGGCUCACAUUUAUUACUACACAUAUCAUUUAUCACAGCCCCUACUUGCUUCUGAAGGGUCAGACAGAUACUGUAUGCUAGAUAAAUCAAAAGAAGUAGGGCGCGCCUUGUUAAAAAUAUAUAAAAUGUAUCAAUAAAAACGUACAAUAAAAGAUGAAAAUAAAAAGAGUCCAGAUAUUAUAGUCUGUGGAUAAAAGAUGAAAAUAAAGAGUCCAGAUAUUAUAGUCUGUGGACUAUAAUAUCUGGACUCUUUUUAUUUUCAUCUUUUAUUGUACGUUUUUAUUGAUACAUUUUAUAUAUUUUUAUCAAGGCACGCCCUACUUCUUUUGAUUUAUCUAUUUCUGUUCUAGCCUUAGGGGAUAGAAGGGUUACCCCCUUUAGGUGUGCUGCCUUUUUAUAAUUUAUAAUUUAUACACCUUCUGUGGCAUUAUCAGCGCUGAUCCUACCUUGAUCCUUUUUUAGAUACUGUAUUCUGCACAUAACAAAAUUAACUUAUACUGUUUACUUAUUUUCCAGCUCCCAAAUCACCAAGCCCCAAACACAGUAAUGCCAUGUUAAACGCUCAAAGAGUGCAAUCAACAACAUUGCCCUCUAUAAUGGAGUACAAUAUCACAGGUCAGUAUUCUACAUCUUAUCACUAGCCUAAUCACUCAGUUAUUAAGUAAUAGAGAACAAAACAAAAUAUCUAGUAACACUUUGUUUACUAAUAAUGACCCCAGAAAUGUGCUCUUCUUGCAAUAUUUCAAAGGAUUUUGUCCGUAUUUCUAAUGUGUAUAAGACCUCUAUUUGCUAUCUGAAAUGUGUUUCUGCAAAGCUUAAAGGUUUUUACAUUUACUGCCAUCCCUUAGAUCGGAAAUCUUUUUUUAUACCACAAUGGGUUCCCACUUCACAUUCUCUAGUUGUUUAUCCAGACAUUGUAAAGGUAAACAAGGCUUGUUCCGCUUUAUCUGCUGUUCUCAGUGUAGCACAUAACUCGAUUGUAAGACUGCCUCGAGAGCCACAGCUUGGAACUGUGAACCAGACUGUAAAUAAACCAUUGGCAGCUACCAAGCAUUUGUUAUCGAAACACUGAACAAUUUCUCUCAUCCUUUAUGAUGAAUAAAACUAAAAUUGGGGCUAAAAAUAUUUCAUAAAAUUCUGCUAAGCAGGGAUUUAUGGGAGAAGGAAACAAUACAGUCUAGAAUGAGAUGUUCAUAAGCAGUGGAACAUCUUCCUUGUCUGGCAGUGAUCUGUCUGCUGCAGACACUCAUUCCUUCUGUGCAAGGGCUGCACUUUAAGUAUUAUCAUAUUUGUGUGCAGAAUUGUGAUUAAUGUCUAUCAUAACAUGAUUUAGUGGCACCCUUACAGGUUGGUAAUAUAGGAUUGAAAUGUAGUAUUCUCUAAAUGGAGAAUGAUGUAUAAUUUUAAUGCUGCAUAUGUUUUUGCGUACUUUAUAUAAAACUAAAUGAUUUUAUCAUGUUUCCCUUUUUUCGUCUCCUACAAAUUACAUUGGCUCACAUUUAUUACUACCUAUAUUAUUUAUCACAAUUCUUAUUUGCUACUGAAGUCUCAGACUGACACUGUAUUCCGCACAUAACACAUCAAAAUUAAUUUAUACUGUUUCCUUAUUUCCCAGCUCCCAAUUCACCAAGCCCCAAACACAGUAAUGCCAUGUUAAACGCUCAAAGAGUGCAAUCAACAACAUUGCCCUCUAUAAUGGAGUACAAUAUCACAGGUCAGUAUUCUACAUCUUAUCCCAUGCCUAAUCACUCAGUUAUUAAACAAUAGAGAACAAAACAAAAUAUCCAGUAACACUUUGUAUACUAAUAAUGACCCCAGAAAUGUGCUCUUCUUGCAAUAUGUCAAAUGAUUUUGUCCUUAUUUUUAAUGUGUAUAAGACCUCUAUGGGCAACACAAUAGCAAAGAUUAUUCCACAAAUACUAAUGAUAAAAUAUAUCUCAGUAGGUUCAGUGACCUCUUCAUAUAUAGCAGCUUCAUUUGCUAUAAUUCUGAACUUUUUCUGUAGUCAGCGAUAUUAAGAAGCACCAUCACCUGCAAGUCCACUGCUUUCUGUUACACUGACUGUCAUGUUCUUACCUAGGUUUCUCGUAACAUCUUUUUGCAAUAAAGUCUAUUGAACUAAAAAAAAUUUUUUGUCAAUUUUUGAUUUGUUUUUCACAGCUAGCUCAUCAACUAUUACCUAACUUCAGCUCCCAUCAAGUGUCAAUGUUUUGUGACAGUAUGAGGGAUUUCUGUUGUAGUGCAUGGGAGAUUUUCAGGGGGUCAAUAUACUCUUAUCAAAAUGUACAAGGCUGCAAAGGCUAUUCUUUGAAAUUAAAUAUAGCCGGGACACAGUUCACAUCAGUAUAUAUCAGAGCAGCAUAAAAUUGGAGAUUAGCCUAGCCUUGGUGAAGGUAUAGGCUAAAGAUAGGAGACGGAUAUUUACUUCACUUUCUUUACAGAGACUUCCCAGCAGCAAACAAAGAGUUAAGUUCAGAAAAACAGUCAACCAAUCAGAAAACAGUAUAAUGCAUAAAACCCCAAUAGGCCCAUCCUACAUCCUUAUUCUUUGAUGCUGCAAAACGGGUACAGGAAAAAGCAAAGUAGUCAGCACUCCAGCAUCCAAAGCCAAGUAAAGGUCACAAGGGACAUCAAACUAAAAGAGAACAGAAAAAAACUUGUGAGAGUAACGAUCACUAUCAAAAACAUGCAAACAAUCAACCUAACUAGAAAAGUAUACAAUUCAACAAAUGUAGAAAGUCCAGCAACAACCUGCACAACACAGUAAACAAAACAUAACCAAGCAAACAAAGACAAUUCAAAUGGACAAACACAGAACAGGUAAGACAUCAUGUGUCAUGCAGAUGAAGCAAACGUAACGUAUGUAGCAAAAUACAUUAUUAAAAUUUAAACUAUACCUUCACCAAGUCUAAGCUAAUCCCCAAUUUUAAUACAAAUCAGGAGGUUUAAUAUUUGCUCUUGUAUUGCUGAGAUACCACAUCUCAGGCUGCAUGGGGACACGGACGAAAGUAAAAGAUCCGAAAUGUGAACUCCCGAGACCAAUCCACUGCAGACAGAAGACCUGCCACAAAGCCACCUGACAAAAAAGGACUAUGAAAUCACUGUACCACGAACCUCAUGGGACCCGAAGGAACCGUUAACGCCCACCAAAGUAAGAAGCCAGCUUAUUCAACAUGCCACGGUAGUCAUCAAAACUUGCUUGCGAGGGGGAAGAGAAGAGAGUAAGAGAGGACACAAGCAGGAAAAACAAAGAGGUUGUAGUAGUUAGGGUAAUUCUGAAUAUAGCAAGCCAUGCAUAACCUGGGUAAAUCCAAAUUCCAGAAUACAGAUAGAAGACCGAUGUUGAAAAGGGCUUAGUACAAUGGAGGGAAAAAGAUACCUUGUCCAACAAAAACAAAUAGAGUCUGAAUCAAAAGCAUGGGCAUCGAAAACAUGGCAGAAAGAGACCAAACAGAGAAGAACUGCCAGUUUUGCAGAGAGUUACUGAAGGGAUAAAAGGUAAUUGUCAGGCCAGGAUGAUAAAAAUCCAACAACAAAGAAACACCGCAAAACUGGAAUACCGCAAAGAUAGGGGCUUAUGCAAAUGGAGCCCCUAAUGAGGUGACAGACUGACGGAUCCUUGCUAAAUACGACUUAACCCAAACAUGAAGUGAAGACAGGAAAUUAAGUACCGCCACUACAGGUGCUGUAAAGGGAUCCAUGUGUUCAUCCACACACCAACGUUGCCAGAUGUGCCAAUCGGAAAUGUACACUCAGCGGGUACUUGGGGCCUCUGAGUCCCACAGUAGGUUCCAAUCAAAAGCAGAUAGUCCCAACAUUUCCCAGGAUCCCUGGAAAUCGACUAGGCCUCGAGAAGCAAGCAUUUCUGGAGGAGCAAUGGAUUAGUCUUGGCAGGGUCCAGGAGCAGUAAUGGGUGAUGGGGAAAGAGCAGAGGGUCUGCCACCGACAAUUCCAGAAAGCCAGGAAAUCACGGUUGAAAUAGCUGUAGUGGAGUAACCAAGACAAUCAACAUUUUCUGUCUCAUUAUGAGGUUGAGAACCUGAGUGAUCAUGGAGAACAGUGGAAAGGUGUAGGCACUCAUUGUAGGCCACAGCUGUUGACACACAUCCACUGUCCAUGGCAUCGGAUUCGGAAGCCAACAGAAAUAAUCCUCCAUCUAAAGGUUUACACAGGAGGCAAAGAGGUCCAUGUUUAGAGCUGGUCCAGCUGUCUUAGAAUUUAUGGGUCCAUCCUCAAAUCGCAGGAGUCGCACUAGUGCUGGGAGUGUCACGGGUGGCGGUCUGAUGAUGAUGAUAGGAGUCUAAGCGUGGAAAUGGACAAUCAGGGUCUGGUGCAGGGUAACCACAUGCCUCCAAGCUAAGACUAGAACAGACACCAAACAAGACAAGACUAGAAGAACCCAGAACCAGAGCAGGACAGAAAACAGAACCCAUAACAUGUACACAAUACAUGAACAGGACUUUACAUGAACUGGGAAUACAAGACAAAUAAAAUUAGACAAGAGAUACAAGGCAAAACAAGAUGAGAUAUAACUAAGUUCUAUAUGUGCAAUAAACAUUGGAGAUUUAGACAUACAUGAAUGGCCAAGAUGUAUGCAGCCCACCACUGCGCCAAAGUACUCCAAUUACGGUGGGUCCUAACUGCCUAGAUAUGCAUGACUAAAUAAACAACAAGAAAACACACACGGUUACCUUACCUGCAAAGAAAGGAGCAGAGGAAAUGAGACCACUGCUUGCAGGAACAGACUGAAACAAAAAGGAUUAAUGGCAAAGGAAUGGGAGUGGCAACAAAAAACAAACAUUUAAAGGACUCCAGGAAACUGGGAAUUCUAUGAACGGAAUAAAGGAAUGAACCCAGAAAACCCAGCAGAAAGAAAACCAGAAAAGAACAAGAAAAACUAAACAAGAAUUGUAAAAAGAGUACUUGAUACCAGAAGCCAAGGCCAGACAUAUCCGCAGAAUGGAACAGGACGUGACAGGGAGAACCAAUCGGCUAGAAGGUUGUCCGAACCAAGCAAGUGUUUAAAGGCAGAACCAAUAUAUUACCUUCAUGAGGUCCGACAGUAGCUUCGACAGAGACCCCCCCUUAAUAGUUGAUAUAUUGAACUGCAGAAUAAUUGUCCAUCCGGCGAAUGAGAGAGCAGUCAACAACUUUUGAGAAAAACUGCAAAUGGCGAAGUAGCCAGGUAACAGUUCCAGAUAACUGAUGUGGAAGGAACUUUCCUGAGGUGUCCACAGACCUCCAUAUGGGAACCAAAACUACUAACACCCCAGCCAAGAUAGCUGGUGUUGGAUUCCAGAAUAAAAUCCUGUUGGGAACCAAAGAUUGCCCACCCAUUCCAAUCUUCAUUCUAUGGGCUGAUCAGAUUUUGACCAAUGCAGAUGCAACCUCCUUAACCGCUGCAUUGCAUGAUAAUUGUGGCUAAAGUUACCUCACCACUGGUUUUUGGAGGAGUCUGUUUGCCAGCCUCCUACCGUGUGAUUAUGGUCCCAAUGUUAAAUCCUGGUUAAAACCACUGUGUCUGCCUUUUUGUACUUGAAUGGCCACAAUUUGAACUUUCAAAGUGGCAUUUCGAACUCACGAACUCCUACAGCCAUUCAAAGUGCAAUUUGACCAUGAGGUGGUGGCCAUCUUCUUUGCAUGGACCAAAACUGCAAAUAGACUUCAGGGCGACUUAACCACGAAUGUCCUGGAACUAUUUCGAUCCACCAGCGGCACUUAGCCACGAUUCUAUGGAACUAUUUUCAGCAUGAAAAAUUUGCGGUUUCCAAUCGGUCCUCCAGAGGCACUUAGCUUCUAUUCUAUGGAAUUAUUCUAUGGAUUCUAUGGAAUUAUUUUCGGCUAUGGGACCAUGCCUGCGGUCGGUCAAAUAUAUGACUUCCAUAGAAUUUCUGAAGCCUUGAACUGAUCUGGGUGAUUUUUGGAUAUGUUGGUCACCCAGAUCAGGGGAUAUUGUGGGGAUAUUAUGUGUUUUGGGGUACUUUUGGGACUUUUUAGAAAUGUGUGUUUUUUGUGUUUGGAGAUAAUUGAGUUUAGUAUAGUGCUUGACUCAAUUAUCUCCAAAGUAAUGGGGAAGGCUUAUUGUAUUUUAUAUGGGAGUGUCAUGCAUUGUAACUCUGUCAUUAUUGGUUUAUGAAUUUGUAUUGCAGUCCCCAACAAGGUCCAUGUGGGCGUACCCCUUGCAUGGGGAUUGUCAUAAAAGGCCAGUGUGGCACCAUUAAAAUUGAGUUCCUGCUUACCCUCAACAUAGAGUUUCAUCUCAUGUGUGGGGGAAACAGCUGUAUCUACCCUGGGGAUUGCUAUCUCUCUAUACUUCUCUGGGACUAUAAUCACUAGCUCUUUUAAGAGCUGUUCCUGCUACGCUCUCUGGAGUUAGAGAGGUCUACUCACUGGAAUCUGGAUCCUGGUCUUGGGUUCAGGGUGGGUGGAGGACGGCGAGUUCCCAGCCAAGCUGUAACACUGGACGUGGGGACUACAGUGCUGAUGGUGUCGGGUGUAGUGCUUGGAGUCCUCAGUGAGCACUAGGAGCAUCGGUUGGCAGAGGCACCCGGUCGGGGUGCCAGGAGGUCCGUCACAAUAAUGAAAAGGGCCCAGGAAGAUCGCAUGAAUGGAUCCAGAGAGGAGGCCAAGCAUUCUUACCAGAUCUCAUAGGCUAAUCCAAUCCUUUUUGCGCAAUGAAUUUUGCGAAUUUCCUUCAUUGUGGCUGUGAUCCUAGAGGGUGGAAGUCUCAAAACUGAACAUAUCAAAUCUAUAGUGAAACACUGGAACUGAAAAACAAGAACUAAAUCUCCUGCACCAAGGAGAGUUUUGACUUCUCAGAGCCUAUGACAAACUCAAGGCCUUGUAGGAGAUUCACAACGAAACACAUGUGUCAGUGUAGAGCACUUAAUAUUAAAAUUAAGAUAAUAGGUACACUGACGCUAGCACAAUUUUAUCACGUGACAGGAGGCUUCCUAUUUUGCAUUUUUAACGCUGUAGUAAGAGUGACAUGGCCGCGUUACAGUUCAGACGAAAGUAAGAGGUGCGAAACGUGGAUUCUCUUGACCAGUCCGCGGAACGUAGGAUAUCCGAUAAUGAGGCACCCGCUGCGAACGCUGAGGAAGCUGCCGCUCCUCGUACCAAGUGGGCCUCAAAGGAAGCGUCUACGCCUGCUAAGGAGAGUAUCCAGCGAAUCCAUCUGGCGAGUGUAGUGGUAGUGAUGGGGACGUGUGGUCGAACAUAUGACAUGAGGAGUUGUCCCGAGGGUGGUGUCUGAAUCAGAAGCGUAACCACCACAUAACGUCGUAGAGUGGCUACGACGUAGAGUUGUGGAUCGGAGAUGAAGAGGUGUAGUAAACUGUCAAAGAGUCCGAUUUCGUGCGACGAGAUAUUUGGACCAUGACUCCCUCUGGGGAGACUGAAAAUGCAUAUGUCAUCGCACGGACGUCCGACACUCUGCGGAAUGACACCAGGCAGAGCAGAACCGUUAGUUUUGCUGAGAGUUGUCGGAGUGACAGUCUGUCAUUGGUCGGCCAUUCUCUCAGGAAGCGUAGGACUAUCUCGACAUCCCAGAGUCGUGAAUAUUUGGGUUCAGGGGGUCAUUGCAGUCGAAUGCCCCUGAGGAGUCGACAUACCAGCGGGUCUUUUCCUACUGGGAUCCCAAUAAUAGGGACGUGGUCCGCUGAUAUAGCGGAACGGACCACAUUAAUUGACCUGUAUGAUCGUCCUGUUGAGAACAGAUGGGUUAGAUACUUUAAAAUGGAAAGAAUAGAGGCUGUAAAUGAAUCGAGGUUCCGUUCCAUGCACCAACUGGACCAGGAAUUCCAAGAGGACAGGUAGGGUCUUCUGGUUCUUGGAGCCCAUGAGUCCCAUAGGAGGUCCUUAGCAGCCUGCGAUAGUUCGCUGACUUGCCAGGCACCCUGGAAAGAGUCCAAGCCACCAGAUUGAGUCGGUUGGCCAGGAUCAGUGGGUGGGGGCUCCCUUUUGGAUCCCUGAGGGUAUACUGGUGUGAAGGUAGCAGGAAGGGAUCCUGGCAAGAUAGGGCUAGGAGGUCCGGAAACCGUAGUUGUCCUGUCCAUAGGGGUGUACUCGUUGUCAUCCCAGAUAGUGUAUGGUCCUUGCUAUUAUGGCAAAUGGGGGAAAAGUGUAUGCCCCUGUGGCUGGCCAUGGUUGAAGGAACGCAUCUGUUGCUUUGCUCUCCGGGUCCGGGAGCCAACUGAAAUAUGUCUGUGUUUGCCUGUUGUUGUGAGAUGUAGGUGAAAUGGACCUCGAUGCUGUGCUAGACUCUGGAAGAUUUGGGGAUCCAGUUUCCAAUCACUGGUGUCCCUCCAGUGGUGUGAAAACCAGUCCACCGUGAGAUCCGUUUCCCCCGGGAGCUAUUCCGCUUUGAGGGAGAUGUUGCGGGGUAAGCAGAAGUCGAAAAUCUCCUUCAUUAUUUCUGACAGGAUCCGGGAUCGUGCCCUGCCCAGGCGGUUGAUGUAACGGACCUCCGAGAUGUUGUCCAUCCUUAGAAGGAUGCAGCAGUCCGUCUUUUCUUUUGCAAGGCUGAAGAUGGCAAAAAAUCCCGCCAGGAGUUCCAGGCAGUUUAUGUGCAUGUUGAGAUCCUGGGAGGACCAGGCUCCAUCUGUUGAUCUACUUUUGCUUGUGGUGUCCCAUCCCCAGAUGCUGGCAACCGAUUCAAGGACUAUGUCGGGUGUGCUCCCGAAGAUGGCCCGACUGUUCCAUGCUUCCAUGCUGUCUAGCCACCAGCUGAGUUCGUCUCUGACCUCCUCUAUUAUCGGGAUCGGCUGGUCGUAGGAUGGGUUUUGUCUGAGGAAAGAUGCUUUGAGGCGUUGCAUCGCCCUGUAGUGAAGUUGGCCCGUAAAGAUACCUUGUAUAGAAGCUGAGAGGAGUCCCACUAUUCGCGCGAGGGCGCGGAGUGGAAUGGUGUGGGCGUGAAUGGUCUUGGGCAGUUCUUUGCGAAUGUUCGAGAUCUUUGACGCCGGUAGCCGUAGGGUGUUUGUGGUGGAAUCUAUCUUGAAUCCUAGGAAUUGUACUGUUUGAGAUGGUGCCAUGGCUGAUUUGAGAAAGUUCACUACAAAUCCCAGGGAUGAUAGGAGGUCCGAGUAUAGCAUAUGUGCUGUAUCAGCCUGGACUUGUCGGAGCAGAACAGCAGGAGGUCGUCCAGGUAUAUAAUGCACCGAAUUUCUUGUGCUCGAAGAUGAGCGACCACGGGCUUCAGUAAUUUGGUGAAGCACCAGUGGAAUCGUAGAUAUUGUCAACAGGAAUGGUGGACGGGUACUGAAAAGUAUGUGUCUAUUAGGUCCAGUCUUGUGAAUCAAUCUUUGUCCUGCAAUAGGUCUCUCAGGUGGUGUAUGCCUUCCAUCUUGAAGUGUCUGUAUGUAACGUAUUCAUUGAGUCUUUUUAAGUUUAUGACAGAGCGAAAGUCCCCUGUUUUCUUCUUCACAGGAAUAUGUUGCUGAAGAAACCUUGCAGUCCGGAGACGGGUUUAAUUGCGCCUUUCGCUUGCAGUUCUUGUAGCUCUUUGUGUAUGAGUUCGGUGUCCUCUGUCGAGCAUUUGAUGGGGUAUGGUGUGACUGUUUGUCGUGGACGGACUGUGAAGUCGAAGAUGUUUGCAGGACCCAGCUGUCUGUGGAGAUGGUUUGCCAUUCCUGAAAGAAAAAGGAGAUGCGACCUGCAAUACGAAGGGGAAGGCAAUAUGUUAGGUGAUGGCUUACCUGUGGAAAAACGUGCUCUGGCUCGGGUACGUGGUCCACGCCCUCUGUCUGCCCCUCUGGUGUAUGAGAACUGUUGACGGUAUUCCACUUCGGGGUAGAAAGGUUGGGGCCUUGCAUUGCAGGGGCCUAAAGGCCAGAAUCGGCUGGCAGCACGGCACCUUCGGCGGCCAGCCCAUUGAAAAACACCCCUGGUGGGGUUAUGUCUAAACACUCGCCUCAUGAAAGCUUGAUCUUUGUUCAGAGAGGUAAAUAUAUUGGUCUGCUUUCAUCAGAGCAUCAUCUGCCAGGUACAUGAUCCUGGAAAGUGGUCCCACUGAGUCCAGUAGUUUGUCCUGGACUGCUCUGAAACCUUUCUCCACGCCUUUGCGUGGGUCACGGCCACCACGGGACAUGAAGGUGGUCGUCACCUGGCCAAACUCUGGUGUCUCUGCUACAUGGUCUGGUAGAGAAGGUCUUGGGCAUUCGGAACGUAGACUGUUGCGGACUGUCUUAUCCAUGGAUUUUCUAAGCCAAAGAUGCAUAAAUUUUGCAAGGUGAUCUGGGGGUGUCUUAGGUUCCUUGGGUCGAACAAUCUCUGACCUGAUGGGUCGAAGAUGGCGUCCUUGUCCUUCUGCGGAUUAUCCGUCAGCGUCAUUUACUUGGGAGUCUCCCAGUAAUGUGUGUGGCAAUAGGCCGGUUGAGAUUCGGAAUCGGUACCCAAAGCGUCCUCCUGCCAGUCUGACUCGUCUGCUUGCCACUUAUCUAAAAUGGCCAAGGACUUGGUCUGUAUGACUUUCUCUUCAGAGGACUAAUUGAGUAGCGGGGUCGGGGUAGCGACCGUUGAGGGCUUUUGUCUUUUAGCUGGGGUUUUACCGUUUGUUCUGGUGGCCCUUUUCCCCUUUCCAGUGGCAUUUGCCAGUGGAGGGUUCUUGGCUCUUAAGUGGUUCAGAAUCCUCGGAAUCUGAAUUGUGUCGGGAUUGGUGGGUUUUAGAUGGUUUCCUCUUUUUCAGUAUUAGAGGCCAUCAUUUUGGAGAGGGCUUUCUCCAUGAAGGCUGCUAUUGCCUCGUUUAUCAUAUUUUGGAAGUCUACUGUAUUUUGAGAGGCUUCCAUUUUCUGAUUUGCAGAUACAAUUUAUAUGGCACAGGGCGUAAGUAAAUAGCUAUAGAGGUCAGUGCAGUUGUACUUUAUUCACUGUAUAAGUAACACUUUGCUGAUCCCAGCAGGGUGCAGUGUUGUACAAAUAGAUGUAUUCACAAUAAAAAUAAUUAUAAUAAUUAUAAUAUAAUAACCCCAGCAGGGUCUGUGGUGUAAUUGUAUAUAAUGACCCCAGCAGGAUCUAUAAGAAUGCCAGAUUGGUAACCCUAUUACAGGGUAUGAUCAGUUAUAACUGUUUUUAUCAGGCACUGAUAGGGCCAAGAAAAUAUUUGCCCUAACAGGGCAAGCACCACAAAAUUGGGAUUUUUUGUAUUAUGCUGGGCUUCACCCAGGGUGACAGUGGUGGCCACAGGUCGACCUCCAAACUAAAGUAGCAGAUUAUGUGGGGCAACACCCCAGAUAGGCACAGAGUAAAGGUCCCUUAAUGCCAAUGUACAGCUUAAAACAGAACUUGGAAUGGACUGACCUCUUAUAAGUGGCUAUGUGAUGUGCUUGAGUUCCGUCCAAAGCGUGUCUCUCGCGGCACUGCUGGGAUAACCAAAAUGGCGGCCGCAAUCUCGCGAGAUUGCAAAUGGCCGCCACGCGUGAGAGGAGAUGGAACGGGGAGCCGCGAGAGUGGCAAGUGAGUGAAAUAAACCCCACCGAUGCGGCAGUAAAGGGCUGGGUAGGUGGGAGGGGGGGUCCGACGGAGUGAUAGUCGUCGUGUGAACGAAAAACAGGUCCGCCCGCGGGCAGGCAAGGAAAAAGAAAAUGGUAAAACCGGGCAUAAAAGUUAGGUGUAGAUAAACUAAAAAGAAAUAUGAAUAUAUAUAAGUAAUGAGGACACAGUGUAAGUGUAGUGUAUACAUAAAGGUGAAAAAGGAUGUAAAUAAAACUGAGAACACAGUUAGGUAGGCUCUGCUAGCUAGAGGGCCAGAUCAGAGGAAAUAAGAUAAGAUAAACUAAUAUAAAGGCAAAGUUUAAAUAGAGAAAAUAUAAAGACAAAGUUCAAAUAGAGAAAAUAGGUAUUUAAACCCAAUAAGAUCAAAAAAGGUAUUAUAAUAAUAUAUGUAUAUAAGGGAAGAGCCCAAAAACUCUGACCUGUCUGCGAUAGAGCAGUAAAGAAAGAGGAGGAGGAGCCUGUUGUUUGGGAAUACCUUACUCCCUAUUGCAUUUUGAUUGGUUAAACGUUUACUUUCUUUACUGCUGUGGAGUUUAGUAAAGAGAGAUAUGCAAAAUAGGAAGCCGUGGAUUUGAAUAUGGCUUUAAGCAAUAAUUAAUUUUUUUAAAGUGCAUAGGUUAAGUAAACCAGUGAAUAUAGCAGCCUCUCUUCCAAGAGAUAUUCUAGCAUGCUUUCAUUCAUAUAAAUUUAAAGAUAAAAUUAUUCAAGCAUAUAAGAAGAAGGAAAAGAAAGGUACAAAAUUUGAGAAUAUAUGUGUAUUUCCAGAUCUGUCAAUUAAUACAAGGCUCCAGAAGAAGCAAUAUGAUUCUCUUACAACAGUAUUAAGAUUUAAGGCUAUUAGAUAUAUGUGGACUUUUCCGACGGGAAUAACAGUCACAUAUGAGACUGCAGGAGAACUUUCUCAAAUUCCCAAAAUCUUAGAGAGUGGAUGCAAAUAAAGUUUCUCCCAUAAAUUAAAAAAAAAGGAAGGGAGAAGAGAAGGAAGAGAAAGGAAGAAAAGAAAUGAAGAAAGCCCUAGAAGGAUAAAGAGAAAUGUUUUGUUAUCGUAGGCAUAAUAUAUAUAUGUCACUUUGAGAGUUAUGGAAAUUGGAUAUUACAUAAUUAGAGAUAUUAAAGGGACACUAUAGUCACCAGAACAACUACAGCUUAUUGAAUUUAUUUUUCAGAGAAAAUGCAGUGUUUACAUUAAAAUAUAACCACAAAGUGAUCUGUGUAUCAAACAGGCGUUUAAACUAUAUCAAAGGGUGUAAGUAGAGUUGAGCGAACCCCCGACUGUAAAGUUGAAGUUUGUACCGAACAUUACGUUUUUUGGACCCUGGACCCGAACACAGACAUACCAGUGUAUAUUCGGGUUGGAAUUCGAUGUUCGGCAAUUUCAUGGUGCGUUUUGAAAGGCUGCAGGGCAGCCAAUCAACAAGCGUUUGACUUGUGUGCCCUUAGAAGCCAUCACAGCCAUGCCUAUUAAUGGCAUGACUGUGAUUGGCCAGUGCAGCAUGUGGCCCAGUCUCUAUAUAUAAGCUGGAGUCACGUUGCGCCGCACGUCACAUGAGCUCUUAUUAGUGUAGGGAGAGGAUGCUGCCACUUUCAGGGACAGAUUAGGAAAGAAUUCUGCAAACUAGUACAUUAGUUGGGUGCACUUCAUAUCUAAGAGUCAAAUAGAAGCGUCAAAUACUCCGGUUACAUCAGAGUUUUAAAAAGACAUUUUUUUGGGUGCUAAAUAGUACAUAUGGGCCCUGCACUUCAUAUCUGAGAGUCAAAUUGAAGCAUCAAAUACUGCUGUCACAUUGCAGUUUUAAAACUUAAAAUUUUUUGGGUGCUAAAAAGUACAUUAGUGGGAUGCACUUCAUAUCUGAGAAUAAAAUAGCAGCAUCAAAUACUGUGGUUACAGCGCAGUUGUAAAAAUUCUAAUUGUAUUGGUGCUAAACUGCUAAAUAGUAAAUUUGGGGCAUGCUCUUCAUAUCUGAGAGUCAAAUAGAAGCGUCAAAUACUGCGGUUACAGCGCAAUUGUAAACAUUCUUAUGUUCUGGGUGCUAAUUUGCUAAAUAGUAAAUUUGGGCCCUGCACUUCAUAUCUGAGAGUCAAAUAGAAGCGUCAAAUACUGUGUUUACCGCGCAUUUUGAAAAGUUCACAUUUUUUUGCGCCUAAGAUGUACAUUUGGGACGUGCUCUUCAUAUCUGAGAGUCAAAGAGAAGCGUCAAAUACUGUUGAUACAGCGCAGUUGUAAAAAUUAUAAUUGUUUUGGUGCUAAACUGCUAAAUAGUAAAUUUAAGGCGUUCUCUUCAUAUCUGAGAGUCAAAUAGAAGCAUCAAAUAGUGUGGUUACAGCACAAUUGUAAACAUCCUUAUUUUCUGGGUGCUAAUCUGCUAAAUAGUAAAUUUGGGCCCUGCACUUCAUAUCUGAGAGUCAAAUAGAAGCGCCAAAUUCUGUGUUUACAGCGCACUUUGACAAAUUCAAAUUUUUUUGCUUCUAAGAAGUACAUUUGGGGUGUGCUCUUCAUAUCUGACAGUCAAAAAGAAGCGUCAAAUACUGCGCAUACAGCGCAGUUGUAAAAAUUCUAAUUGUUUUGGUGCUAAACUGCUGAAUAGUAAAUUUGGGGCGUUCUCUUCAUAUCUGAGAGUCAAAUAGAAGCGUCAAAUAGUGUGGUUACAGCGCAAUUGUAAACAUUCUUAUAUUCUGGGUGCUAAUUUGCUAAAUAGUAAAUUUGGGGUGUGCUCUUCAUAUCUGAGAGUCAAAUAGAAGCGGCAAAUAGUGCGGUUACAGCGCAGUUGUAAAAAUUCUAAUUGUUUUGGUGCUAAACUGCUAAAUAGUAAAUUUGGGGCGUGCUCUUCAUAUCUAAGAGUCAAAUAGAAGCAUCAAAUAGUGCGGUUACAGCGCAAUUGUAAACAUUCUUAUUUUCUGGAUGCUAAUCUGCUAAAUAGUAAAUUUGGGCCCUGCACUUCAUAUCUGAAAGUCAAAUAGAAGCGUCAAAUAGUGCGGUUACAGCGCAGUUGUAAAAAUUCUAAUUGUUUUGGUGCUAAACUGCUAAAUAGUACAUUUGGGGCGUGCUCUUCAUAUCUGAGAGUCAAAUCGAAGCGAAAAAUACUGCGGUAACAGCGCAAUUGUAAAAUUUCUAAUUGUUUUGGUGCUAAUCUGCUAAAUAAUAAAUUUGGGGCGUGCUCUUCAUAUCUGAGAGUCAAAUAGAAGCGUCAGAUACUGCGGUUACAGCACAAUUGUAAACAUUCUUAUAUUCUGGGUGCUAAUCUGCUAAAUAGUAAAUUUGGGCCCAACAGCGUCAAAUAGUGCGGUUACAGCACAAUUGUAAAAAUACUAAUUGUUUUGGUGCUAAACUGCUAAAUAGUAAAUUUGAGGCGUGCUCUUUAUAUCUGAGAGUCAAAUGGAAGCGUCAAGUACUGCGGUUAGAGCGCAAUUGUAAACAUUCUAAUUGUUUUGGUGCUAAACUUCUAAAUAGUACAUUUGGGGCGUGCUCUUCAUAUCUGAGAGUCAAAUAGAACUGUGAAAUAGUGCGGUUACAGCGCAAUUGUAAAAAUUCGAAUUGUUUUGGUGCUAAACUGCUAAAUAGUAAAUUUGGGGCAUGCCCUUCAUAUCUAAGAGUCAAAUAGAAGUGUCAAAUACUGCGGUUACAGCGCAAUUGUAAACAUUCUUAUUUUCUUGGUUUCUAAUCUGCAAAAUAGUAAAUUUGGGGCGUGCUCUUCAUAUCUGAGAGUCAAAUAGAAUCGUCAAAUACUGCGGUUACAGCGCAAUUGUAAACAUUCUUAUUUUCUGGGUGCUUAUCUGCUAAAUAGUAAAUUUGUCCCUGCACUUCAUAUCUGAGAGUCAAAUAGAAGCGUCAAAUAGUGUGGUUACAGCGCAAUUGUAAAAAUUCUAAUUGUGGGGGGCACGUGAUGACGUGAGACGCCACACGUGCUAGAGGUGGGUGUGUCCGAAACGGAGAUGACGAGCGUGGAGACUAGCUAACCACGCUGAAACUAUCCGGCUGGGUAUGAAACUCGGGAGACCAUAACAAUAUUACAGCAAUUCAAACACAAGCAAGUACUGAUAGUAUAACGAUAUAUCGGACGCAUAGCUCCUUGGAAGUUACUCUGGAUGAGCAUACAGGAGCAUACAAAAAAACAAAACAGAAAGUCUUUCAAAGGAUUAUUGUAAAGAGGAAAAAUCAUGAGUACCACUGAAUAUACUGCAAUACAUCUGCAUAUACAUAUUGGUCUGAGACAAAGCAUAUACAACAAUUAGUUAUAACUGAAAGCCAUAAUUUUUAAUGCAUUUCCUUAACUGUUGAGAAACAGUUGAAAUUUUGACAAAAGUAAUUUAAUUAAGGCUACAAUUAGGGCAUAUAAUUAAUCACCAUAAGGCAGCAAAACUGAUAUUUGACAAUUAAAACACAUCAGAAGGACUUUUGUGGAGGCGGAGACGAGCGACUGAACAAGACGGACGCAUGUGAACUGAGCUCCGUGAGCGAUACUGACUAAGGCUAAUUUAAGAUCCCCACAAUUAAAGGGAAAACGCUGAAACUGACCCCAAGCUGACCAUGGGCAGGAAGGCAAAGAAGCAGAAGUCGGACAAGCUCCGGCCGGGCAUGACUAUAGGAGAAAUGUUCCGACAAGCGCAGGGUGCAUGCGGACCCAAGAUGGCCGCCGACCUCGGAGAACUGACUGACUCCUCGGAGGAUCUGUCUCUGGAUGACAGCAUCGUGGGGCUGCCUCAACCACCCCAGCCACGGCCGGGACCAAAGACCUCAGCACCUGUGACGGAGGCAACUCUCAAAGCAAUGCUGGGGGACCUCCAAAAAAUCAUCCAGGCCGACGUGGCAUUACUCCGCACUGACCUCAAAGGCAUGAUGUGCCGUCUGGGCAAGGUGGAAACCUCGGCAGAGGCCGCGAACCACGCCAUAACCGAGCUCCAGGGCGAAAUGGCUGAACUAAAAAAACAACAGGGCCUAACGGACCAGCGCUUCGCAAUGCUGGAGGAUGAAAGGCGCCAAAAUAACCUCAAAGUAAGAGGAGUACCAGAAGAGGUGCCGACAGACGAACUACCUCAUCUGCACCGGAGGUUACUGGGGGCCCUUCUAACACCCAAAAGGGCCAAAAACGUAGUGCCAGAGGGGGUCUUCCGCAUACCCAAGCCCCGGAAAGCCCCAGCCACAGCGACCCGGGACCUGGUGGUGAAGUUCCACAGCCGAGCGGACAAAGCGAUGGUACUAGCGGCACUCCAGGGGAAAGGCCCCUAUGCUUUUGAAAAUAUGACCCUCACUUUUUAUGCGGAUCUCACUGGAGACACCCUUCAAUGGAGGGGAACGAUGAGGCCAUUCACCACCCUACUCCGGGAGCAUGACAUACGCUACCAGUGGCGCCCGCCACGAAAGCUGCACAUCCAGCAAGGGGAUACCGUAUACUGCGUGCAGGAUAUGAAAGAAGCAGCAGCACUCCUGCAAACCUUGGGCCUCCCAGCAGACAUAUUGCAACAACGUGGAAAAAGAGAACAAGGCCCCUCGAUCAGCAGAUGGGACCCAGCCAACAUCACCCCAUUUGUGCCACAAGGUACCCAGAAAGACACUUACGCAGCAAUUACCACCUGAACACUCGGGCGUUGUCACACAUCACCGCUGCAACUGUCAGCGCUAGGGGAGCACAUCUACCCCCAACUAGACAUCGGAUGACUCACCUUAAGAAGGGGACUUAAUAUUAGGCACAGUGCACAAUACCUCUUUCCCCCCAUACCCCAGAGGAACUCUCAUGACUGCAUUUGACUGGUUAGACACAGUGCGUUGCUUUCCUGCACACCGGCACUGGCAGGACCCGCCAAAUUGUUGAUCCCAAACUGUGGCAGUGCAGCCCCAACAGCCUGGACUUUAGGGGACGUUAUGCUGAGCAGAUAGGGCUAAAAUGUCCCACUCGACCCAAACUGGGGUAUUCUGGUACUCCUUUGUUAAAAAAAAAGGGAGAAAAAGAGUUUCUUUUUUUUUUCUCUCCUUUCAUUUUUUAGUUUGGGACUCACACUUGUGUAUUGCGAACCUCUAUAGGGGUCUCACAUGAGUCCACAUAGUCUCUACCCCCACUUCAGUGCUAACAUACUUAUCCACCAUAAGCUACCUAAAAGUUAAAGCAUGUUAUACUUAUCCUGGUUUGCCUAUCUGUAAAGAGUAUGACCUUUAUUAAUAACCACACUUGCAUAUCGACAGGCAUUAAUAGCAUCAACCUGUUAACGUAUGGGAUAGUGUAGCACAGGUGCCGUUGUCAGCAAAACUCUAUCUUAUAUGUCACACACUCCUGCCGAAAUGUCCCUAUAAUGCCUGUACUCCUACAAAAUAUACUUAGCAAGUUUCAAACCCUGUUGUUAUACCUGUUUUAAAAAUUGUGCAUGAGUAGCAUGAUUUAACAUGUUUUAUUAAUAUAACUUAGACUGCCUCUACCGUGAAAUUCUGUUUAAAGCUGUUAUACUAGAAUUGGCAUAUUAUACAAAACUAUGACUAGGAGCAGCAUAUCUUUGGACAGUGGCAUGUCUCUGGAUCCCUAAGCAUACUAAUAUACCCAGUAAGCAAAUCUCACUCUAACUCACUCUAACCCACUCCCAAUAGCAGUGUCAUACAAAUUAGAGGGACUACCCUGCCUUGUUACACCUGCUCAUGUAGAAAUGUUUAUAUUGAACCUGCCUGACAUGUACUACAAACGUAGAUCUUAACAUCCUUGUGAUUACUUAACUCGUUAGGCAGCAAUGGAUGGUCGGACUAGCCGGUUAAACAUAUGCCAAGACACUAUAAGCACAUAAACAUAGGCUCUGGGACCAACCUGCUAGGCAGGACCCUAAUCGAGACCAACGUAAUGUAACAUACAAUAUAGCGAAUCACUGAACAGUAUGGUAGUGGCGCAGUGGAUCCAUAGCAUAUUACCUAAACCUGUACAUAGUCUGUUAAUCCUUAUAAGCUCCUGAUGUUAACCAAAAUGUCUAUUCUACCUUUCGUAACUAUCAGCCUGAUUGAAACUACUGCUGUAGACAUUUAUAUCUAGCCUGACUCCUCCUUAAAAAAUUGUGCUGUCAAUGUUUUCGCCAUGAAACUGUUUAUUCUUUGUUAUACCAUCGGCUUGUAUCUGCUGUUUUGGCGAUAUAAGCGUGUCUGUAAUUCUAAGCACUACAAAAAUAAAGAAUUAUAAAAAAUAAAAAAAACACAUCAGAAGUUGUCAAUUACUGAGAAAAUAAGAAAGUAUUAUUGAAAUAAGAGAAAGAAAGAAGAAAAAGAAGAUGUAAAGAGAGAAGGGGAGGAAAUAUUAAUGAACUGAAAUAAACCUCUUGAAGACUUGCAACUAUUUUUAUUUUUAGUCACAAUAAAUAAGGUUGAUUAUGAUUUAAUUAAAGCCUUAAUGUAGUAGCUUCAUUUAAGAAAUAAAAUGGCAACUAGCAAAAGUACUAUGGAAAAAAAGAAGGAAAUUAAAUCAGUUCAGCCAACAGAAAAGAGGCUAUCUGGCUUUUUUAUAACUCCUUCUAAAGAUUCACAGGAAAAGAAAAUUGAAUGCUUGACACACCCGGUGAAUACUUCCAAUACUAAUUUGGAAACUCCAACUGUUCAAAUGCCAUUACAAUCUCAUGUAACUGUUACAAACAGUACACAAGAUCAAUUUAAACAAUUGCUGGAGUCACAACUCAACAUAUUAAAACAAGAUAUGCUUAUAAGUUUUAGCGAUAUCAAACAAGAUAUUAAUUGCAGUAUCAGUGGAAGAAGUGGCUUCCCGGCAUCUCUAAAAUUUAUUUGGAGACAAGAAAAAAAAUUCCUUUACUGAUGUAAAUGAAGCAAAGAGCUGGUUAGUCAAAAUUAAAGAUGAAAAAUAAAAAGAUUGCUGUGAGAGAAGAAACAAAGACUUUUUUUUUUUUUUUUUUAUGGUUCGCACCUAUGGUAAUAGAAGUAUAAUCUGUGCAAACUUCUCCUUUUGAAUGGUGCAAUAUAAAGAUUAGAGCUUUGAGCUCUUAAUGAUAAGGUUAUAAGGUUGCUAAAACAUAAUUAUUAUUAUUAUUUUUUUUUAUGUAUACACGGUUAGACCACAAAUUUUGUUUUUAAUUAUGUAUAAAGGGAUUUUCUAAUUUAGACACAAUUAACUAUUAAGGUCCCCAGCCACCUGGUUCAGCCAUACUAAUGGGUUGUGAUCCGUGAGCAAAGAAAAGGGCUGUCCAUACAAGUACGGCUGCAACUUCUUUAGGGCCCACACCACAGCCAAAGCGUCUGAUACGGUCUUUUCGUUCAACCUCCGGUAGUCCACGCAGAAGCGGGUCAUACCGACUUAAAAGUUAUGACUACUCAUCUAAUUACAUCAAAAUCUAAUUUGAAUAAUUUGAUUGAUUUAUAAUUAACUUCAAAAAGAAUAAAUAAACCACUUUCUAAAGCUUUAGUAUUGAGUAAAGCAAGUGUCAAAUAUAUAAUUCCAACAGCUAUAUCUGCUUGGAAAAAAGAUCUAAAUAUUGAUCUAAAUUUUAAACAAUGGGGUUCUUCAAUGAUGGAAGUUACGAGGAUUAUACACUCGUUAAAUCUGUUAGAAACACACUUUAAAGUUUUAAACAGAUGGUACUUGGUACCAGAUAAACUAACCAAAAUAUAUCCUUUAAUAAAUCCUGUAUGCUGGAGAUGUGGUUUUGCAAGGGGUAAUUUUGGACAUAUAUGGUGGGAUUGCCAUAAACUGAGAAAUUUGUGGUUGGAAAUUCAAUAGUUUAUAUCCGUAGAUCUGAAACUCGAGUUGAGAAUUUCCCCGGAGGUCGUUUUGUUACAUCUAAAUUGGCCACUUAUGUCGUAUGAAUUAAAAUUAAUUCUUACUCACCUUUUCUUGGCUGCUAAAAUAGUGGUUGCGAGAUGGUGGAAAAAAGAUCUAGACAUCCCCUGGAGGAAAGUUAAAAAUCAACUUGAGUUUCAGAUAAAAAUGUUCAUGUGGAGUAAACAAAAACUAAGCAAAAAAGUAUCUGUCUGGUUGAAAUGUUCGGAAUUAAUUAAUAGAGAAAAUAUGAGAUAAGUAAAAGUCUCUAUUAAGUUGAAAUAAUAUUAGCCAAAUUGUGAAUACUUCCACAUUGGCAAUUUUAGAGCUUUAUUUAGAAUGAUCCUUCCACCCUGUUAAGGAAAACUUUCUGAAUUUCCAAUUAUGUUGCAACGUUGUGUAUUGUAUUAUAUUGUAAAUUUGUAUAGCGUAUAUAUCAUUAGUAAUGUGAUAUAUUAUGUUUGUGCAUAUGUCUUUAUCUUCCAUGUAAGAAGUUUAAAUGAAUCGAAGAUUGAUUAUAUUAUAUCUAUCGAAGUAUAAACUAUUAAUGGAAGUAUUGUUAUUUGUAAAAUGUUUAAAUAAAAAAAUAAAUCUUUUUUAAAAAAAUUCUAAUUGUUUUGGUGCUAAACUGCUAAAUAGUAAAUUUGGGGCGUGCUCUUCAUAUCUGAGAGUCAAAUAGAAGUGUCAAAUACUGCGGUUACAGCGCAAUUGUAAAGAUUCAGAUUUUCUGGGUGCUAAUCUGCUAAAUAGUAAAUUUGGGUCCUGCACUUCAUAUCUGAAAGUCAAACAGAAGCGUCAAAUAGUGCAGUUACUGCACAUUUGUAAAAAUUUCUAAUUGUUUUGCUGCUAAACUGCUAAAUAGUAAAUUUGGGGCGUGCUCUUCAUAUCUGAGAGUCAAAUAGAAGCGUCAAAUACUGCGGUUACAGCGCAAUUGUAAAGAUUCAGAUUUUCUGGGUGCUAAUCUGCUAAAUAGUAAAUUUGGGUCCUGCACUUCAUAUCUGAGAGUCAAAUAGAAGCGUCAAAUAGUGCGGUUACAGCGCAGUUGUAAAAAUUCUAAUUGUUUUGGUGCUAAACUGCUAAAUAGUAAAUUUGGGGCGUGCUCUUCAUAUCUGAGAGUCAAAUAGAACCGUCAAAUAGUGGUGUGACAUAGCAGUUUUAAACAUUCAAAUUUUUUGGCUGCUAAAUAGUACAUUUGCGUCCUGCGGUGCACUUCGAUAUGUGAGAGUCAAAUAGAACCGUCAAAUACUGUGCUCUCAGCACACUUUGAAAAAUUCAAAUAGUUUUUUGUGCUAAAUAGUACAUUUGCGUCCUGCGGUGCAUUUCUUGCAGUCCAAUAUACAAAAAAAUAAAUAAACAAAAAGAAAUUGUUGACUAUUGGCGUUUACAUUGUCAUCUGACAUAAAACAUCUGUUAGUUUGGUGGGUGAACGCAAAGAAUGAGGAGAGCAUCAAAUAAUUGACGUGGUACGCUGACAACAUGCUUUUUUUACUUACACAACCCAAUGCAAACACUACCCGAGUUACUGGAGGAAUUCGACGCCUACGGACGAGCCUCGGGGCUCAAACUAAACCACGUGAAGUGUGAAGCCCUGCAAGUCUUGACCUCGGCACCCGAGUUGGACCAAAUUAAAUGAAACUUCCCUUUCAGAUGCUGCGAAGACCAGAUGAAAUACCUAGGUAUAUGGAUUUCAAAUAACCAGACAGAAACAUACUCACAGAGCUAUACCCCGCUCCUUACACGAAUCCAAGGAGACCUAAAAUCGUGGAACCAUAACUACAUCUCCUGGCAUGGUCGAAUAGCGGUGGUCAAGAUGAAUAUCCUACCGAGACUCCUCAACUACUUCAACACCAUACCCUGGCAUAUACCACCAGACUUCUUCGCGACGAUGAAAUCAGAGAUCAGCACCUACAUUUGGAAGGGGAGCAGGGUACGACUCAGCCAUGACAAAAUAUGCCUACCCAAAUCAUGGGGGGGACUGGCAUUGCCCGAUUUCCGCAAAUACUACCACAGUGGAUAAGAGACUGGCAUACAGCCCCGAACCACAAACUAUGGGCUGUGCUAGACAGGGAAAGCACGAACAAAACCCUUCACUCGCAAGUGUGGCAUCAAAACCCGAGAGAACCACCAAACAUCAAUAAAACCUCCCCCAUAGCACAAACACUGAAAACAUGGGCUAUAGUGAGAAAAUAAACCUACAUAUUCCCGCAACCACUAAUCCCGCUACCGAGAAGUGCAUAGCCUGUAGCAGACGGAGAUGUAUAUCUGCCCCUAAAAGAGGUGUUAAACAACACAGGACUAAAGAGUCUACGUGAAUGGACCGGGACUGAAACCUCCAUGAUGAUGCACAGAAUCAGACAUUUCUACUAUAAUAUCCCGAACAGACAAGCAAUACAUAAAGCUACCACAUGCAUCAACGCACCUGAAGCAAAUGGGAGAGUAUCCGUACUAUACCAACGAAUGAUAAUCGGCGACUGGGACAGGAAUGUAGCCUAUAAGAGACAAUGGGAGGACCUCACAGAUAGAACAUACACGGAUGCACAAUGGGAACAGAUACUCAUACUACAACAUAAGAGCUAGAUCAGUACAAAAUACCAGAAAGCCAAUUUCAAGCUGAUCUCCCAAUGGUACCGCACACCUGCGCUACUACACAGGAUAUUCCUGGGGACCCCUGACACAUGCUGAAGAUGUGAGGCCCAGGUGGGAACAGUACGACACAUCUGGUGGGACUGCACUAGAAUAAGACCAUACUGGGAAGAAAUACGUCAGGAAAUGACUGAGAUCCUGGGUGAAAUACCGGAACUUAGAAUUGAAAACGCACUGCUCCACUUCACAGACCAAUCUAUCGCACUAUACAAGAAAUCCAUCAUGAGGCACCUACUCAACGCCGCUAAAUCCCUGAUUCCAAUGAUGUGGAAAAGCACCCAACUGCCCACAAUUGUGCAAUGGCUACAGAAAGUUGAGGAGAUUCACUCACAGAAGCAAAAUACGCAGACUUACUGGGACGAAGCACAAAGCACACAGAACUCUGGGGGCCAUGGUACAUGUAUCUAACACACCCACAGGUACAGGGAGGAAGGAGAGGAAACACAAGAGACAACAGGACACACACGAGCAGCCAAUAACACAAGCAAGACACCCUUUCCCGACCCCCACACCCCUCCCCCGCCCUCGACCUACCUCAGAGCUCUUGCGAGCACGACCGGUGCCCAUGCAGCCUACCCCAGAGCCCCUGGGAUGUACAAAUUAGAAAACAGCGAACAUAAACCUAAACACCCAGGGACCGGCAAAAUGGGAGGCGAGGAGGGAGGGAAACACAACCGGGAAGGGUUGUUACAUAACCUCUUACAUAACCGAACUGUAGCAGCGCUAACUAAAAGUAGAGGAAGAACGUGACAGGGACAUUUGCCAAAUCAACAAACAAACUAAAACUGGAGACAAACCUUUCACUGAACACAUAUACAGGAAUAAGAUGUUUUUCCAAAGCUAAAAUCAAAGAUUCCAUCUAGUGCUAUUUUAAGGCUCAGCUGUAUUUUUUAAUUUUUACGUUAUUUUAAGUGAUUUGCUUAUCCACAUUUGUUUGCAGGGCACUUGUCCUACUCUCACCCCCAUUUUACUUCCUUUUGCAGACCUCUAGCCCUUUCCAGGACUUGUUUAGAGGCAUUUUUGUGCCCAAAAGUUCAGGUCCUCAUUGACUUCAAUGGGGUUUGGGGACUUUUUUUCAAAGUUCGGCCGAACCCGCUGGACCCGAACAUCCAAGUGUCCGCUCAACUCUAAGUGUAAGGUAAAUGCAGCAGCUACAACACUUAAAUAUGGAUCUCUCAAGUCCACCCAAAGUACAGUGUUGUCAAGAUUGGUAAAAAUAAAGUAAGGUUAGUAAAAGUACCAACCACCUAAAAAAAAAAAAAGUGCAGCGCUGGAAUAAUAUAUACUUACCCCAAAUGUUAGGGGUAUAGUAUCUUGGAGCUCAAUGUAUAUAGGAAGAAAGAGGGGGGGGGGGGUACUGAGAAAAUAAUCAAAUGGUGGAGUAUAUAAAAAUUCAGAUCUAGUGAUUGAAAAAAAUAUAUAGGGAUCAACUCACAAAUAAAGAGCCAAGCAAGGACUGGCUCAAAUCUUGUUCACUUUGGUGCACAUCAGGAGACACCUUCCUUCUUUAGCCUCUUCCUUCAUUUCUCAGAAUAUGCAGAGACAGAAAGAGAUCUUUAAGGUAGUAUGUACAGCCCAGCCACGUAUAAAAAAAAUAGUUGAUAUUAAUUGCUCACCUUGUCAAGAGUCCAUAAAAUAUACCUGGCUCUAGGUUUAGUAGCUUUAACCCACUAAGGGGGGUUCACCUUCUUUUUGGAGUUAGAUAGCAGCAGACUUGGGACUAUAUUCAAGAUCCAAUCGAUCAAUUUAUUACAAAUAAAAAAUAUUAAAAAGAAAUUCAACAUAUAAAUUACAAAAUAACAAAUAGUAUGAAGUCCUUUCUGCCAGAAUAAUCCUCGAGACGCAUUUCGCCGUUAUAUUGGCUUUUUCAAUCAAUCGAUUGAAAAAGCCAAUAUAACGGCAAACCUCAAAAUUGGGAACCUCAAAAUUGGCAAUAUAAAAUUAUAUUCUUCUAUUUAAGCAGCGCGAUUGAAUACAAUUAUUGUAGAAAUAAUCCAUAAGGACCAGGUGGGAUUUGUUCAGGGUAGAUACGCAAUUACUAUUAUACGAAAAUUAAUUAAUAUAUUGGAAAUAGUUGAAAAAAAAUAGGACCCCUCACUCCUAACCCUGUCAUUAGAUGCUGAGAAAGCCUUUGACAGGGUUAGCCGGAGAUAUUUACAAUAUUCGUUGAUGGCAUUUGGUUUGGAGAGAGCUAUAUUGGAAGCAAUUAUGGCAUUGUUCCUGAAUCCAUCAUCAAAAGUGGUGGGCAAUGGGUUUAGCUCUGAAUGGUUCACAUUGGGAUAUGGAACCAGACAGGGCUGCCCGUUGUCCCCAAUAUUAUAUAUAAUGUCAUUGGAGCCUUUGGCAGCAAUCAUAAGAGCGGAAGAGGCAGUUAUCAGAUCCAAUAUAAGCUAAAUUUAUAUGCAGACGACAUUAUUCUAACACUACAAGAUCCAUGUAAUUCUAUGAAGGAAGUGAGGAAUAUUGUGGAUAUGUUUGCAAAGAUAUCAGGUUAUUAAUUGAAUAGGUAGUAAUAUUGAAGAGAGUGAGCGAAAAUUGUUAAGUGAAAAAUAUACAUUUAAGUGGGAGUUAAAUUCAGUAAGUUAUUUAGGAAUUCAAAUUAGCACAGAUAUAACAACAAUUGUGGAAAAAAAUGUUUUACCUCUAUUAAAACAAAUUAAUAAAAAAUGAAUGGAUUGGAUAAAAAUCCCAAUUUGGUGGGGUAGAAUAAAUAUUUUGAAAUCCUAUAUCUUCCCUAAAUGGGUAUAUCUAUUUAGACUUAUCCCACUUAAUUUCCCAGAGGCUUGGUUAAAAAUUAUAUAGACCGCAUUUAGGAAAUUUGUAUGGCCCCAAGAACCCCAAGAAUAAGUGCUGGAAUAUUGAUGUUAAGAGUCGUUCAAGGUGGUAUGGUUAUGCCUAAUGUGGAACAAGUUUCUGGGCAAGUAGACUAUCACAUGCUAUAAUAACCCAACAGGAAAACAAUAUUAAGACAAGAUGGUGUCAAAUUGAAAAAAGUAAAAAAAGUAAGUAUAUUUUUUUGGACAACUGUAGACCCAGAUAAAACACAAUAUGGAAGGAAGAAGAGAAAAAGCUAUAAUCUAUUCCCUAAAACCAUCUUAGAUAUAUAUCAGAAUUGGGAAACAAUUAGGAAAAGUAUGGGUCUAAAGAAUAAAGUGAUUGUAGAAAAUGAUAUUGAGAUCUUAAAAUAUAAUAUUCAAAACAUAAAAUUAGAGAGAUGGAAAGAUUUGGGCAUAAUAAGUAUUAAGAAUAUGAUGGUUUACAGGGAAAUAAAGUAUUUUAGACGAUUACAACAAGAAUAUGAUUUACUGAAUACUGAAAUAUUCAAUUACUUGAGGGUAAAGGGGUAUAUUAAGAAAUAUCUAUAUACUGGGAAUGCAGAUCAAGUAGAUAGACUUAUUGGUCUCUUUCAAAAAGAGAAUAAUAAGGGGUUGUUAGCACAUUGUAGUAGAUUAAUAAAAGGGGAGGAGAAAUGUAUAAAUAUAAAAGCCCUUGAAAUAAGGCAAAACGAUCUAAAUGUAUUAAUUGAUAAAGAAGACUAGAUGUAUUCUUUAAACUCUAUUAACAAAGUAAUGCAUAGUCUAAAAAUAAUAGAAACUAAUUAUAAAAUAAUGAAUAGGUGGUAUAGAGUACCUGCUUUUUUAUCUAGGAUACACCCAGUAGUACCUAAAAAUUGUUGGGGAUGUGGUAUGAAUAAUGGAGAUUACAUGCAUACAUGGUGGCAAUGUCCACCGAUUCAGCUUUUUUAAAUAUUUUAUUGGGAAGAUUGUUACUCUUUGUCCAAAAUUGUUUUUGUUACAUAUAGGAUUGGCUGUAUGGUCAAAGAAUUAUAGAGAUUUUGUUAUACAUAUUCUCAUGGCGGCUGAGACCGUAAUAGCCAGGCAUUGGAGGAAAAUAGAUGCUCCUAUAUGGCAGGAAGUAGAGAAUCAAUUAAUACAUCAAUUAAAAAUGGAGAGAGGAUUGUGGAUACAAAAAAGAGGUCCACAACAUUGAGCUCAUUCUUGGAAAAAUUGGGCCACAGCAGAAGAGGUUAAAAAAGAUUUAAAGGUUUUUUAAGAUAUGUUUGGGCGGUACUCCCUGAUUGACUGCAGAGGGUGGAGGUGUGGUUUAGGGGAACUUUAUCUUUACCCUUAUAUGUUUAAGGAAGAAUGUAAACACAAUGAACCGUGAUUGUAUUGAAAUUUAAUUAACAUAGAAUGAUUUAAAAAAAGGGAGGAGAAUAAAAAGAUAAAUGUCUUUCUUUUUCUGUAAUGUACUUGAUAAAGAAAAGAGAAGGAAAAAGAUAAAAAUAAAAGGGAAAAAUAAAGAGAUGAACAACCUUCCAAAUACCCUUUAAAUUUCACCAGAAGUGCAAUAGAGCCAGGGACGGUUUAGCCGCGAGGCAAACAAUGCAUUUGCCUUGGGCGGCAUUUUCCAGGGGGCGGCAAAAAAAGCCACCCCCAAAUGCCCAGGGGAAAUGUCUUGUUAGCCUUGCGGCUAACUGACAUGGUGGGCUGGGCAGGCGGCGCUGGCGGGCGGCUGGCGAGGGAGCACUUCCUCUGAGCGGUCUGCUCAGCUCCCUCGCACGCCGCAGAGUGAGGCUGGGAGCCGGAAUAUGACAUCAUAUUCCGGCUCCCAGCCUCACUCUGCGGCACGCAAGGGAGCUGAGCAGACAGCUCAGAGGAAGUGCUCCCUCGCCAGCCGCCCGCCCAGCAGCCACUGGACCCCCAGGAAGAUGAAGAACCCCCCCAGCAUUCCCAAAAGGUAAGGAGGCUGUAAAUAAUAAAAAAACACAAGUGAGUAUGUUAGUGUGUGUGUAUGUUAGUGUGUGUGUGUGUGUGUCUGUUAGUGUGUGUGUGUGUUAGUGUGUGUGUCUGUCUGUUAGUGUGUGUGUGUGUGUGUGUCUGUCUGUUAGUGUGUGUGUGUGUCUGUCUGUUAGUGUGUGUCUGUCUGCUAGUGUAUGUGUGUGUGUGUGUGUGUGUGUCUGUUAGUGAGUGUGUUUGUGUUUGCCUGUUAGUGUGUGUGUGUAUGUUUGUGUGAGUGUGUUAGUGUGUGUCUGUUAGUGAGUGAGUGUGUCUGUUAGUGUGUGUCUGAGUGUGUGUGUGUCUUUUAGUGAGUGAGUGUGUGUCUGUUAGCUAGUGUAUGCAUUUCUGUUAGCUAGUGUAUGCGUAUCUGUCAGUGAAUGUGUGUGUGUGUGUAUUUAGAAGGCGCUGCAGGGGGGAAGGGUUGGGUGGGGGGGUGGCACGGGGAAGGGGGGUGCCUGAGGGGGUGCCUGAGUUUUGUCCUGCCUAGGGCAGCACAAAACAAGGAUACACCACUGAAUAGAGCGCAAUUGAGAAUGGGAGAGUAGCCCCACCAGUCUAAUAAUUAACUGAGGAUCACACAGUCAUGUAAGUAUGUGGCCAUAGCACCCCUAGUCUUGCAUUGUCAUGAAUAUCUAUGACACAAUGCAGAGCUUAACCCCUUAAGGACCAAACUUCUGGAAUAAAAUGGAAUCAUGACAUGUCACACGUCAUGUGUCCUUAAGGGGUUAAAUAAAACAAAAUAUAGCUAAACAGAGAAAAGCAUAUUAGCAGGACUUAGAUUGGCUGGACUGAACGCUAAACAGAAUAGUAUAAGGCUAGCCGAGGUCAGGAUAAUAGAAAGCAAAAAUAUGAGAGAAUAGAUAAAGGUCAAGGACAAUAGAAUAGUCAAGAUAAAGCCAAAGUCAGAUAAGGUAGAUAUUGUAGUGGAGCUGCAAUGCUGAGACUGACUAUCUCCGCUGUAAUCCUUUGGAGCUAGAAGGGAAGUGCUGGUUAGUGAAUAUAGCCCAUUCCCCCAAUAACUGGACGACACACAGGUGUGGGAGUCAACUGGUUUUUAUUAGCCCACACAUGGCUUUUUAUGCACAGCCCCAUAGUAUGGGGUCUUCACAUUACAUUUACAGGGAAUUUUCCCGAGAGGCUCUGGGUCUGAGAGAUAAUUGAAGCUGGGAAUUUAGAUUACUCAAUUAUCUCUCAGUUACAUGAAAUACAUAAAAUAUUAUAAAACAUCCCAAAAACAUAAUAAAAAAUUACAGGAAAUCCACAAUCCUUAUAUCCCCGAAUAGCCUGUAUCUGAGUGCACACCAUAUCCAAAAAGCGCUCAGAUUGGUUUGGCGGAACGAGAUCUCUAUUCAGGAGAAGAUUUCACUGGCCGGCCACAAGGUGAUGCCCCAAAAGAGUUCCAGAAAAUCCAGGACAGUGGCUUUGUUCAGGAGUUCCUGCACAAACACCGACAAACGCUCCCCCUGGCUUUCAGGUAGCAAAUGCUCCCCCUAGUCAGUAGAUCAUAUCUCCCUAAUGUGGUUCUUGUAGUUGGUCAGGAAAGUAUACAGGCAGCAGUACCACCUUGACCGGGGUUCGCGAGAACGUGUACCGAAAUUUGUUCCAUGCACUCGACGAUUAAGUACCGCUGCCUGUGUUUGGGAGGCAAAAUGGCGGCCACCUAUGGAAAGCAUUCAAGUACUCCUUAAUUGCGGUUCACAGCCUGGGGUGGUCGGUGUUCUAAGUCAAUAACAGGGAGGAACCACACACAUUCUGUUCGGUUCCCGAGCAAGGGGGUAUGGAUCUGUUCCAAAGAACUCAAUAUGGGUUCGGGCAACCCCAGGGACUGAUGCCAGGUCCGCCACCGAGAUAAUCAAGGGAACACAAAUGCCUGCCCGUCCCAGCUCUUGGGCCCCCAUAAAAUAAGGCUAACAAGGCAUUUGCCUGGGCAUUUGGGGACAGUGUUCUUUGCUGCCCCCUGGAAAGUGCCACCCAAGGCAAAUGCCUUGUUAGCCUCGUGGUAAAUACAUCGUGACCCACCACACACACUGUAACCCCACUCAUAUAAUGUCAUCCCUCACAUAAUGUCUUCCCCCCUCACACACUGUCAGCCACCACAAACACUGUCACCCCCUGAUGCACUGUCACUCACCAAACACUGUCAUCCACCAAACCCCAUUUCCACACUGUCACCCACACACACACUGACACCCCCAUACAGACUGUCACCCACCACACACAGUAAGUUUUGCCAAUUAAUAAAUACCUUAGCAAGUUUGCCUGUUAAAAAAUAUCACAGAAGUUUGUCCAUUAAUAAACUGUGUUUAUUAAUGGGUAAACUUAUUAGGGUAAUUAUCAGUUGAAAAACCUACUGUGAUUGGGCACUUGACCUAUGUUUAAUGGGCAAACUGACUGCGGCAUGUACUGUUGGGAAAAAUGACACUGUUCUGUGUUUGCACUUUAUUACUCCUUAUUUUUAUAUAUUUUUGCUUGUGGUGCGUGCGGAAUUCUGGGAAGAUCUUUGGUAUGCCUUGGGUGAGAUAAGGUUGAGGAGCACUGGUUUAUAUAGAAAGUGAAAAGAUCAACCUUUUUUGUUUCAGUUGAUUUGUUAUAUUGUUGCUUUUGUGUUUCAGAGGCUCUUUUGCAGAGCAUCCAGGUAUCUCAGAUACCUAAAGUAGUGACAGAAAAUGGCAGCACAGUCACUUUGCAAUGUGGCUACACCCUCACAAGCACAGAUAUUCCAAAAUAUGGGUGGUACAGUUGGAGCAGACAUAUGGCAUCUGGAUCCGAGGUGUCUAAUGUCAGUGAGUCUUUCUCAGGCAGAGUGUCCAAAGUCAGUCCAGACGAUUUCAUCAUCAAAAGAGUAGCAGAUAUUCACCUACACGGAGUGGAUGUUUCAGACACAGGCUUAUACUUUUGUGAAAUUUAUCUACAAACCAGCAUUAUGAUGACAGGUCAAGGACAUGGAACAUUCCUCCUUGUGACAGGUAAGAUGAAUAAAUAAAGAUUAAUAUAUCAAUGAUUGUCACUUGAUGCAGUGCUCUGUGGUUCUGAUUCUGAACAUUCCUUAGAAAGCAUCUUCUAAUGGUCUUUGUACAAUAGGUAUAUUUACAUAAAAAUUCUCUGUACAUAUUAUCAAGAUUAUAGUUCCAAUCAAAGCAGAUUUUUCCACUGUAACUGUUGCCAUCAUAAUCCUUGAUAUUCAUCAGUAACUGAGCCCAAUUAAAAUGUAGGUCCCUGUCUCACUGCUCAGUGUAGUUCAUAAUUCUUGUCUGUAAGACUUGCCCCCUGGGUCAGUGACAUGAAAGGAUACAUUUUUGCUGUUCAAGAUCCAUCCAGCUUGUGCGUGCACACACUGAGUACAUCUCUAAACUCCUUUCUCUAGUUCUGGAGUCAGAGUUGAGAAUUGUGAAUAAAUUGAUAGCAGGAGUAUGGUAGUAUACCUCCCACCAAUAUUCCCCAGUAAAUGUCCCUAUAUCCCACAGUUCAUAUACCCAUGCCCCCCCAGUGUAUGGAGUACAAUAUAUUGGGCCACUAACAACCUCAAUAUAUGGCAUGUCACCCUCCGACAUCAAUAAUGAGCACAAAACAAUGAUCUUCUUGCAAAGUGUCAGAUUUUCGUUGUUGUUUCCAAUGUAUAUGAGAACACUAUGGGCAACACAACAGCAAAAAUGCCUCCACAAACAUUAUCGAUAAAUGAGCAGUUGGGUGGAUUUCCUAUUCCCCAACACAUUGGACAUGUUUUUCUAGGCACCAGGAAGCCAUUAUUUGUUCUUUUGUUUUGUCUUGGACAAGCAGCAAGGUUACUACAGGAGGGUCUGGGGGUCAGGCAGAGUGUGCAGACCACAGCAUUCACUCCCUCGCCAUCCUGGCAAUCACUAAUAAGUCAGAGCACAGUUGAUUAAAUUCAUAUAAUUCAUGUAAUCAUAUCCAUUACAUGUGUCCAGCUGCAGCACUAGAGGGCAGUACACCAUAUAGAUCUGUGACAGCAGAAGAUGGACUGCACCAUUAGUUGGUGAAUCAGGCAUAGAUAAUGUUUGCCUUUUAGUUAAUACUUUGAUAUUUUUUGUUAGUAAAUUCACUGUUCUGUUAUUCUGCUCAUACAGUGUUGUCACAGUUACUGAGAAGUACCACCACCUACAACUUACCACUCUCAUGUCCACUACUAUUUGCAACAAUGGCUGCCAUGUACUUAAUAGGCAUGAUGAAGACAUUAUAUACAGUUGCAAUCAAAAUUAUUCAACCAAGAUUGAAAAAAUGAUGACAUAGAAAUUCAUCUACAGUUGCAAUCAAAAUUAUUCAACCCCCUCUUAACAAUCAGGUUUAUUGUCAAAAUGUACAGACUUUCAGCUUUUUGCAAUGAACAAAUCAAACAAAAGCAAUUGAAAUAGCGCAACAAAAUGAAGCUUCAACUAGUUUCCCCAAAUUCAGUUGCAACUGAUAAUGACUUCUCCAGUCUCAAACUAUUCAACCCCUUCAUGGCAAACAUCUUUAAUUCUUAGUAGAGCACCCUUUUUGUUGUUGUGACCUGCUGCAAACGGGAUUCAUAGCCAGACACCAGCUUCUGGCGGUGUUACUGAGGAUUCUAAGGACAUGAGCAAUGGCAUUCAGUUCAGUAAUAGUCUUGGAUUUGCAGUGUGCAACUGUCUUCUUCAAAUUCCACCAGAGAUGUUCUAUCGGUUUCAUGUCAGGUCACUGUGCCUUAACUGUGCUAACUGAAACCUCAGUUCCUGUUGCCACUCACCAAGUUUUGAUGCAGGUCUUUUGCAGUCACUUGAGGGUUUUUUCCAACCUGCCUUCCAGACACGGUUCCAACUGUAGAUGAAUUUCUGUGUCGUCAUUUUUUAAGGUAUUUUUUUUCUAGCAGCUAGCUCAUAAGCCCAUCAAAUGCCCUGAGAGUUAAAGGGUUACUCCAAGCAUCAUAACUACUACAGCCCAUUGUAUUGGUUUUGAUACCAGGAGUGUCCUGGCAUCGUUCCCUGGUAAUGAGGAAACUGUUCUGUAAUGGUUUACCCUCUUACCUGGAUCCGCACGUAGUGCCUGAACCAAGGUUAACGUAAUCCAGCUUGUACAGAGCUGCAGAAGAUGAUGCAGAUCCCGCUGGUUUCUCACCGUCUGAGUGCAUCAGCUGAAUGUUACCAGCCAAUGAAUGACCUUCUACACAUAUAACUAUGCACAGAAUGUACACUAAGCAGCAAGGAACUUCUGUUCAUGGUUGAUUAAUUAUACCUCAAUGAUGCUGCUAGAGAAAGAGUUAAAGCAGCGCUCUCACACCCCCUACUUCUCCUCAUGAAAAAAAGUAUUUCAUAACGUUAGAAUCUUUAUGAAAUACUUAUUUUGACUGUGUUGAAAAUUCACUGAAAAUUCCAAACCAAUCAAGAGAUCUACAGAUACAAACUACUUUGUCUCUGUACUUUUACUCUGCCUGACUUUCUCAGACACUGUGCGGGGCUGCAUUGUCUAUCCUGAAAGCCAUUGCAGGGAAUCAGCUCUAUGGGGGAUCCCAUGAUUUUGUGGGAUCCUUCAUAGACUUCAAUGCUGUACUCUCCUGCAUGCUGAUGCACCAGGAGCUGUAGAGGACCAGCUGGAGGAAGAUGGCCACACCUGCGAGGGACAGAUUCAGGUAUGUAAAUCUCACUUUUAACUGCCACUCCCCCCGAUCAUUGACCACCAGUGGUGAUGUUACCUUGGUGGGUCUUUGCAAAUUUUGCAAAGUCCCCAAAUGUUGACAGUACUGCUUUAAAGCUGGCAGCGAAGUUGUUAAAAUCUGUAUAUGCAGCGUUUUAUAGUAAAACAGUGCACAUGCAGACUCCAUAUUAAGUCAAGUCACUGAAUUGCUGCCAUUGGUUGUCUUUGGCCUGCUAAGCAUGCAUGUAUCAUAUUCACAGAAAUAACGUUAGUUAAUGAUGCUCCGGCAGCAAUGCGCUGCCUUUCAAGCUGAAAUAUAUCCAGUAUAAUGACAUAUUAGGCCUGAGAAUGAUGCAGAAUUACUUGCGUGCCAUAUUUUUAUACUUGUAUUCUAAUAUGAAAGUGUAUGUGAUUGGGGUCAAUGUCAUUCCUUAUAGUUGCAUCCUGCUUUAUUGUCCGUAUGUAGUAUUAAGGUUAAAGGAGCACUAUAGGGUCAUGAACACAAACAUGUAUUCCUGACCCUAUAGUGUUAAAACCACUAUCUAGCCUUGCCCCCCUUUGCCUCCCUAAAGAUAGUAACAUCUUACUUGUAUUCCAGUCUGAAGCUGCUGCCUCUGCCUGUGAACUUCCUCUGACCUCUGACAUCAUCAGAAGUGGUGGCCUGAUCCAAUCACAAUGCUUCCCCAUAGGAUUAGGUGAAAAUGACAAGGAGGCAGAUCAGGGGCAGAGCCAGCACAAUUCAAACACAGCCCUGUCUGCGUGCAGAGGGAGGAGAUACUGAAUGUUUGGAUGCAUUUUAGGCAUCUGAGGUGUGUCCAGUGACGUUAUCACUAGGCUGUAAUGUUAACACUGCAUUUUCUCUGAAAAGACAGUGUUUACAGCAAAAAGCCUGAAAGAAAUGCUUUUAAAAAGAAGCUGGAGUCUUUGUCCUGUAUUUAAACAUUUUUCUUUAAAAUCUGGCAAUUACCACUGUCAGAAGAACAAUAAACAAUAUUGCUAAGAACACUAAUAACACAAUCAGAACUAUGGAUAUGAAAUAUUUUUCAUGAAAUUAGUGACGGCAAUUUGCCUCCUACUUAGGGAAUGAUCUCCAUUUAUUUUUAUUUUUUUCUUGCUUUCAUAACUAUUUUUUACUUUGCUUGUUUUUGCUGCUGUAUUUUCUGUGUUUAUAUAAUGACAUUCUUAAAUCUUCUCUCUUUCAAUCUCACUAUUCAAUCAGAUCAUCCCAAGGAUUUCUCCAUCACUAAAUUAAGCAAAAUUAAAAUUACAGUUGGAGCCCUGGUUUUGGUCACCAUUUUGUCGACAAUUUUGUAUUUCGAAAGGUAAUAGAAAAUAUAGUUUUUUUUUGUUAUGGUAAAAUAAACUAAUUCAUGCAAGUGUUUACAUAUUGCUUUUUAUUUUGUUUUGUUUUUACUAUAUAGACGCAAGGCGCUAAGCAAGAAACUAGUCGUCAUUUGACCAGCUGCUUCUUGAACUUGGCUGAAAAUAGGACCCAGCUGCAUUAUCAAAAGAAGUAAACAAUUUUGAAAAUACAUUACAGGCUUGGAAUUUUUUUUGGAUGGAAGAGGAAGUUAAACUGUGUUUGUUCUUUCAUUUCUUGUCAUUGAAAGUCCAACAGAAUACCACAAACGUGUUACAGUUACGCACAACAAACAGUCCUUUAGCAUGAUGUCUGCACCAGUGACUGUAGAGUUUGUCAUCAUGUCUCACACCUGCUGCACUAAUGAAACCCUUUUAGAGAACUUCAAUAGUUGAAAAAUAGGUAUUUCGAUUGUAAGCUUGUUUGGGCCCUCUUCAUCUACUGUUUCCGCAUGUCACACAUGUGUUGUUAGAAUUAAAUGUUUGUCUUGUUUGCCUAUUGUACAUUGCUGCAGAAAUGCUGGCACUAUACAACUAACUGUAAUUGUCAAGUACGCAACAUGCCAUAUAUGCAGAGUUCUGGAUUAAAUUCUGGACUAUCAAAUUCACACAGGUUAAACCAGAGCUUUGCCAGAUUGCUUGUGAUAUAAUAAUUUACCCGAUAAGUCUAAUCCGAGAGAUCAAAGCGUUGAACAUAAUUGAGAUGAUGCUUUAAAGCUUUCAGAAAUAUUGUUUUAAAUUUAC
Messenger RNA from Pelobates cultripes (western spadefoot toad), 56181 nucleotides. The record is from the annotation of a GenBank genome assembly. Lineage: Eukaryota; Metazoa; Chordata; Amphibia; Anura; Pelobatidae.